Xyrichtys novacula (pearly razorfish) is the source of this 82611-nucleotide messenger RNA. The record is from the annotation of a GenBank genome assembly. NCBI's taxonomy places the organism in Eukaryota, Metazoa, Chordata, Actinopteri, Labriformes, Labridae.
ACUCGUCCAGGAUUCAGCCUCCAGCUCCUCCUCUGAUGCAUCGUUUGCAUCAGUACUUGGGAGCACUUGUCCGCGCGCUGCUGCACCUCCCCACAGUGCAUUGACGGACUCCACUUUGCCAGGUGACGGCAGACACGCGCUCAAGAGUGAAAAGAUGAUAUAUUUCUAACACACCCGAAGUCUGGAAUUCACGGAGAAUGGAGACGCGCCUCGGUCACUGCCUUUUCAUCGUUUUCUGUGAGUGGAUUUGGCUCUUCACCCUAACUUCCAUCCAGGGCGGAACGAAAGCGGAGGUGAGGUGCAUUCCCUCGUGCCAGCUGCCGCUUAUCACCGAGUUUCCCCGGGAACUCUCGGCGCUGGAUUUCGCUGAAUUAGACGACGCACCAGUUGAGGAAUUUGUUGGAUUUACUGACGGGUCACUAAAAGACGAACCCACUACUGAAGGAGACGAAAAGCACAACGUUGCGGGAUUAUCUGCGAGAGAAGAAAGUUCGUCCAAAGUGCAGCCGCUGCUGGGGGGAAAUAACACGAGUUGCCUCGAGAAGGAUGCGUUAAAUGGUCAGCAAAAACUUUCUCAGCAGGAAGUGGUGCCUGCAAGUGUUUCACGCGCGGCUGACCCAUCUCUUCUUAACGGUGACUUCACCCAAGAGGCAAAAAACACCAGCUUUCACGCUGAAAAUGGGGCGCAGGUUGAUGUAACGGAGGAAGAGGACGCGGACGUGCCCAGUUGGAGACGAACACGCAGCGCGAGGAGCGCAGAGGCAUGGUCCGGAUUCAGACCCGAGGAGGCCGGGGAGGAGGCUUCGUUGGCGGACCAGGAGGAGGUUCAGCUCACAAGUUCGACAUUUGCUCUGACCGGGGAUACGGCACACAACCAGGCGAUGGUGCACUGGUCCGGACAAAACAGCAGCGUAAGUAUACCAUGUGUACCAGAUUUACGCAUGAGGCUCUUUUGACGCAGUGUGGUUAGCGUUUAAUUACAAGGCUUAAUUACGCCAUUUAAAGCAUGUACUUUUAACUGGCAAUGAUGGAGCAAAUGAGGCUUGAAAGAGAUGAAUGUGAGGCUGCUGGGAGGUUGCGGACGUUCUGGGUAUCAGUUCAGCUUUCCUUCACUCUCCUCCCUCUUUCUCUCUUUCUCUCCCCCCUCCUGUCUCUCACGCACGCAUACACUAUCAACUAUUAUUUAUUGAUUAGCUGUCUUGAGUAGGAUGAACCUCCAAGAAACAAAAAGUAUAAAUAACACAAGUUUAAAAUUGGGCGUUGGGCCUGACAUAAAUGAUUGCUUUCUCUUUCCAGUUUAUUUUCUUUCCCUCUCAUACUCACUCUCACUCAAAAGCCAAUUGAGCUGUUUUUUUUUUUUUUUUGGGGUGGAAUCACUGAUUUUGGCAGUUGGCUAUGGGAAUAUUUUUCAUCCGUAAACGAGAUCAAUGAACCUUUUUAUGCACCUUAUCUUCCUGCUAGAGCCUCAUCCGCCUCACUCAUAAAUAGAGAGAUGGAUGAGGCUAUAUAAAAAGGUUAAACAUACAGCAUAGUGACUGGUACAUUCUCCUUAAAGUUAAGCAGACGUUAAUCUACGUCAGAGAGCACAGCCACUGCAGGGUACAAGUCAAAGUCAUGAGACUGAAAAUACUGAUGUGAAGUAUAAAUAGAAAUACCCUGAUUGCACCAUCUUUUUUGUUCCAAAGCUGCAACUUGGAGUUAAAAAUAAACAGCGUAUUAAAAAAAAACAAAAAUAGUAUCACAGUGAUACUAUAACGUGGAGAGAGAGUGAUAAACACCCCAAGUUAAAAGGCAACCAGACAUGUGUUUUAAGCUCCUGUUCAAAAAUUGUUCAUGGGAGCCGCGUUCCAAAUAUCAAGGGACUUGGCAUUCCCGAGUUUGGGAACAUCCUCUUCUUCUUCUCUUAUUUCUGUAGCUGUGUGAACAUCCAACAACCCGCAGCCAAGGAUGUGAGCGAAUGGGAAAGCUCCAAAGACAACAGGGGGUCUGCGAUGUAUGCUGGUCCAAGCCAUUUACAGUUUUACAAGCAGGAGGACUUUGAAAUGAGUUCUAAAAGAUGCGCAGAGCCUUGUAGGGUUCAGCUAAAACCACACUCAUAUGCUGUCUCUUUCUUGUUUUGAUCAUGAGUCAAGAAGCAGAAUUUGAAUAAUUUCUAGUCCCUAAAUAGACUUUUUCAGUAAGACCAGGGAAAUGUUUAGUAGUCCAGGCUGCUUAAAAUUUAAACAUGAAUUAGCUUUUGACAUCUUGCUGGAUUGAAAUGUACCCUGGCAAUAUUUCUGAGAUGAGAGCCUGCUGAUUUGGAGAUGAGAUUUAUUAGUGGAAUCAGAGUCUAACACACGAUGACACGGGGGCUGGGGCUUGAUCUGGAAAACCAGAGAUCCAAGGUUCUUAGGAUGGUGCAUCUGUUUUGGCCUCAGGCUAAGUAAAAGUAUUUAUGCCUUAUUUGCCUUUCAUGGAGUUUCAGAAAGUUAUGUCCCGUCUAUGUUAGAAAGUGCAGACAGGCUGUGAGUCAGUUUAACACAUUUGGCUUCAUUAUACAGAUAUGUAUAAUUGUGUGUCAUCAGCAUAAUGGCUAUGGAAAUUGACGUAAUUAUGACAUUAUCUCUGGCCGGCUUAUAGAUUAGGGAGAGCAUGAGACCAGGGCACCUUUUCCGCUUGAUAAAAAUGAAAUGUUUAAUUUCUCAGACAUACAAACUGCUAACAUUGCAUUAUCCCCCCAACUCAUGUAUAAAUGAAACAAAUUUGAAACACAUUCAGCAAGACCAGCCCAUUAACAAGGCCAGCGAACAAUGUUGCAGUCGAUUGUAUCUCAUGCAUCACUGCGUCCAAGAGCACCAGUAAUGUGAAUGUUUCAAAAAAACACACUAGAUUCAGUGGGAAGUUGUAAAUAGAAGCAAAUAAAUAAUAAAGAGGCAAAAUGCACCAAAACAAACUCUAAAAAGGGUGUGUUUUUAUGACUCCUAUCUUCCUCAGAGAGAUGUUUUGCCAUUUUGGGAAUAAAAGUGUUUCUAAGUGAGAGCCUUAGAGGCAAAUACCACUCUUUAGUCUGUGUCAGAAUUAAGCCAAAUUUAUAUAUUAGCUUAGCAUCGCAUUAAGACUGGAUGCAAAGGGGGAGCAGACAUGUUUAGCUUUCUUUUUAGGAAUCAUUAAAAAGGCGGUAAAAUAUCUACUUCUUCCCUUUAUCAGCUGUUUUCAUUUAAAGUUCUGAUCUUAAGCUAAUAACCCACGAAUAUUAGCUUCAUAUUCACCAAACUGAUAGUUGACACCCAUGUUUGGGUUUUGAUCCCAAGCUCUUAAAGGCUGUGGCCUCAUUGGAUGGAGUUUGCAUGUUUGGUGGAAUCUACAGCCUGUCGAAAACAUGGACAUAGUCUCUGUGAGGUCACCGAUUGGUUGCCUAUUGGUUGGUGGAGAUGCUGACCUGGCUUAACUUUCACUUAAAAGACAUGCAAAAAAAAUACCUUCCCUUAUAGUGAGUAAAAUAUGAGAGUCACAGAUCUGAAAUAUUUUGCUUAUACCAGCAUGACUUGUUUAAUUCUGCUGUUAAGUGGGAAAUUCUACCUGAGACUUAAUUGGCUCCUUUGGCUUUUGCAACUAUCUACAUUUUUUCUGCUCUUAGGCUUUGUCUCCACAUUUUAACCAUGGAGGUUGCCACUUGGUGUGAAUUGGACAUGAUUUAAAAAAACCAAACUAUCAGAAAAAAGGUCUAAAGUUUUGCCACAUAUUCUGAAAAGUCUCAUUUUCAUUUUGCAACAAGCAUGAAUAGAAAAUGAUUUAAUGAGUUUGCAUUCAUCCGUCAAUGUGGCAAGGAUUAGGUACCAUCUUUUUUCAGUAUCAUGAUAGUCUGGCUUUGCCCCCAACCCAGUGGCGUAGUGCCACAUCCCACUUACUCAUAGGAUAUUGUGUGUUUGCUCAUCGAUGUGCCACACCCUCUCCCCCUCUCUCUCUGCGUAGGUGCAGACCAGGUGGUCACCAAGGAAGCUUCCAGGUUUACAGCUGGUGUACUUUUAUAAGAAAUCUAUUUCAAUAAGCGUACCAUUGAAAAAAGAGGCGCUCUCUCGUUUUAAGCUUGUCUGUUUAACUUGUAAAGUCACAGUUCAGUCUUAGUGGUUUGGUAUUAAAAGAUCUGACAGAAGUUUAGCAGCCUGUCACACUUCAUUGGGUAACUUAUGUUACAAGGCAAAUGAUGGAGGGGGACCAUUGGGAAAAUGUGGAAAAAGGAGAUAUAUUAGCCCCCUAAUACUAAAAGAGAGGACAGGGUUUUAGGGGUUUUGAGUGCUUACAGUGUUCAUAUACGUAAUAUCUUCUGUGGCUUGUUAGCGUGACUCAGUUUGCGUGGGAAAGUGCGGCUCUGUUUUGACACUUCAGGCUGUGUCCUCACAUGAGGACUUUGUCAUACACGAAACAAGUUGUCAGGCUGCCCACACUCCUCAAAAAUUCAGACAAGUGUUGGUAAACAAUAUUGUCGAGCCUGCUAAAAUAUUUCUCUUAAAUCUGAUAUAUUUUUCUGGUGUUAGACCAACAGGGCAUCUGCCAGCUUGAAUAUGCAGCUUGUGAGACCCAAUGUGUGAGCUUCGUUUUGUUGUGAUAUUUAAUUUUCCAGUCCAGCUUCAGAAGCUCGGGAACUUUUCUUCAAUCGUUUAUCCAAUUAUCACAGCUGUAGUUUCAGUUGAGAUUUUAAAUCAAGAAGAAAAUCCAUGAAAACUCAGAAAAUUUAUGUUGCUACUGCUGUAUUAUGUUAUUGUCUGCCAUUAGUCACAGUUAGUGCCUUUGUAUACAUGUCUCCAUCCAGGCCAAAAGGGUCAUUGGCAGUUUUUGUUAAAGAUUGUUAAGCUGAUAGUUCAAGGGUUUGAAUAUAAUAAAGUAUAUCGUAAAAGUGACAUUAUGUAAAGCCAGUAAGCAUGAUUUUAUGUAGAUGCAACACAAUAUUAUAUUGUAUGGAGCUUGUCUAUAGCUAUAAUACAAUGUGUAAGCCUUGAGCAUGUUCCCUAAAGGAGUCAGUACAGAUUCAUAAUUUCAAUUAUCUUGUGUGGCAGAGGACGUUAACUGAAGAUCUGUCGAACUUUAUGAGCUGUGAACCAAGGGCACAGCAUGUUUAACAGUGUGAAAUGCACGAGCUAAAAUGUCCAAUGGCAAUUAGAGUGCAGCAAACAAUUAACUUUGGUUUUGCAUUAUAUUUUUUACCCUUUUAAAUGAAAUUCUAACUUAGGUGUGAAGAGCGAAGGAAAAUUACACCUUCACCUGUUUUGAUAACAUCAAAGCAAAACAUGGUUUGUGCUCCAGUGCUGGGCAUUUAUGACAACCACUGCUGCUGGGCAACAAGAUGAUCUGAUGCUUUCAAAGAUGCUGAGUGGAGAAGCCAGCCAUAAACAAUCUAUCAAGUCGUAUGAAAUGGCAGUUUUGGAUUUAACUGUAAGGAUUAAAAAUGUGGCUGACUCUGUGGAAUACCUCUAUUUGUGUAGAUAUAAUUUCAUUGCUCCUUGGCUCUAUUCACAAUAAAGAUGCGCUGAAGCAACAAAUUUCCCAGCUGAUCAAACACAAAUUUUAAUUCCAACUAGACAGCGAAACUGAAGGUAAGAAAACACUCUAAAAAGAUCCAGUUGAACACAUUUUAUUUCACAUGAUUUAACACAUGGAUCACAGUCUGCAGGUAAAAUAGGCCAAUUUAAUUUAGCAAGUGUACCCAACACCAACAGGACAACCAGUCUUCAUUUCACAAACCUGUGCUGGUUAUGCAUGCUCCACUCAAAUAAUUUGUUUCACAUUAUUCAGUUAUUCUGAUGCCGACUGCUGAGAAUGGUGAUAUUUGAUUGUUUAGAUGACUAAAUGUGCAUAUCCUUAAUUCACACAUGCAUUAGGCUCCAGAAAAUUUGCCAUGAUUAGCAUGUUUGAAUUUAAAAAGGCAGGAUUUUUAAGCCCUUACCAGUCUCCUGGUAAAGCUUCACUUCACUUCAACUUAAUUAUGUCCCUAAAUGGGCAAGUCGGGUUGCAGCAGUCACAGGCAUUGAAAACACUGCCAUACAUCAUAAAAGAAAAUACAUUUCCAUAAAAAACAAUUCAGAAGGUAAAAAGCAUUCAAACGAUUUAGAGGGUAAAAAAGCAUAUGUCAGUCAUACCACUAUUUUUGCAUGAGCAGAGUGCAUAAAAUGCAGAAACAAAGUGCAAUGUGCGGUUUGCGUACCAAUAAAAGAAACCCUAGAUCAAGAUGAUCUUUUUAAGAUCAGCGAGAUCAGGCCCAUCAGACCUAGAGCCAAUACCCCUACUCCGUACAGCAAGACCACAAUAAUUCAGUACGAUACAAAAUAAUACUACUAAUAAUAUUGAUAAUAAUAAUAUACACCAUCCAGCUGUUAAGAGCAUGUGUGAAUAAGCACUCUGGAAAUUUCCAGAGUGCUCUAGUUUCAGAAGUGGUGGUUGUCACUCUCAGCUUCCGAGUGUAAAAAGGUUUGAAGCUAGGCUAGACCAAACUCAGUCAGUUUGCUGUUCUGUCUCAAUGAAAAUUUCAUUCCUCAAUUUACCCAUCUGUAACUUAAAAUUUGUAAUGUGGAAACACAGGUAAGUGGAAGCAAAACUAUUUGGUCUGUUUUCAAGCUAACUUCAGAUAUCUUGAAAUCUCAACACAGCCUCAGCUAAUUCUACUGUAGCCAAAACAUAUAUGGUAUUUACUCAGGGAUAUUUAAACAGGCUUAUGGCAGUUGUAAGCAAUCUAGCAGCAGCCAUAUGGGGGGAAAAAGUCAAUAGAUUUCUUCAUAAUGAAAACAGCCAACCAGAUUUUUUAGAAAUGCAAGAAAGAACUUUUUAGGAUCAAAAUUUUAACAAUCAAGGAAACUCUUGAGUUUCAUGUGUCUUACAAAGCAAUCAGUUAAAGUGCUUGAAUUAUUUCUGUAGCUGUUAAAAAUUUGUCACAGCAGAGUACUAAGACGUUAGUUUCAAGGUUACAGCAAUCGAUUUUAUAGUUUCUUUUUCAUUCAAGCGAUCUGUCUGCUAUUAUUUCCCUGCACUGUUUCCCCUCCUCUUAAUGGCAGGUAGCUGUGCACCAGUGGAGGGUUAACCACCGUUUUCAUCAGUGCACAUGUGCUAGCUUGCUAAUUCAACAAUGGCACGGGCGAGAUUGGAGUGGACAGCAUUUACUUAGUGGAAAUAUUCCUGCUAUUUUGUGUUUUUAGGGGAAAGGGACAGAACAGUGCCCAGGAGAUAAAGACUUAUUAGCUACUAGGAACUCAACUUCAAAUUUAAAGAAGUAUUAUGCAAGCUAAAUAUAUCCGCAACACUUUGAGGCCAAUUAAGGAGGAGAGAAAAGCCAGUGGAAAUGGGGGACUACAAGGACCACUGACACCUACACCAGCUACUACUGCAUCUUUAGAGGACAGGAAUACUGCUGUUACGUCUGCAUUUGAGGUUUAGUGCAAAUCAGUUAAGUCAAAGUUGAUCCUUUAGUUCAAGGAAAUAUAACAAGUGUUUAACUAAUGGUUAUAAUCUUGCAACUGCACAACAUGGUAGACACUACUAAUAUCAAUUCUGCAACAUAUCUGUGGAUUGGUCUAUGUGAUCAGAGUUUGGAUGAGUUGGGGGAAAAAAAAGUUUGUCGUAUUUUCAUUUAAUCUUUGCAUCUUGCUUGGACUGAUACCCCUUGUUUGCAUGAUCUUGUUAAUUCAGUAGUCCUAGUCGUCUCUCACAGCCCAGACACAAGCUGGUGAGGUGAAUCAGAGAGUCCAAUUGCCUGUAGGUGUGAAUGUGUUUGUCAUUCUGUGACACAUUCAAACUGUCCUGGGUGUUGCCCAGCGCAGACUCCAACCCCGUCGUAACCUUGAACGUCGUCCCGGUUAAUUUCCACUCUAUCCAGCUGUUUUAAAUGCAUUGCGUAUUAUAUAAGUCACUUAAAAUUCUUCGCAGAAAAAAAGUGUACAGGCAGCACUCUGUAUAAUUUAAGAGAUAUCACCAGUAAUAUAAAUUUAACAGAAGAAAAUGAUAGCCAGGUUAUAAUUGUGUUAAAAAGUGGACACCAUCUUCUUUCCUUUUUCUUCUUCUUGUCCGUGUCGCAGUCAGAAUGAUGGAGAUCUAUACAGUAUCCAGUAGUUUCUCCUCUGUCCUUUAAAAAAUCAACCUAUUGAUGGAACACCUUUGUCUACGUCUCACUGGCCUUGAGCUUCAGCUUGCUCUGCAGUAUUGAGGGUAUUUAGCCUGAGUGUCUUUUUCUUUACAGUUCUCAAUUUCUUGGCAAAAGAAGCCUCAUAAUCUUUCUCUAUCUUAAAGCUGAAUGGCUGGCUCCCCUGGGGCUCAAACCUUUCUCCGUCUGGGGUAUUUGCUGGAUUUCUCCAUCUUUGGCAGGGACUAUUUUCUCUCCCUCUUCUUAAAAUACCUCCAGCAUCCCGCAGCCAUUGAAAGCUUGUGCUCAGAUCGUGUUUUGCUGUAUUCUCAACCCUAUUUACCAGUAGAGGGCAUUCUCUUCUUCUCAAUUCUUGGUACCCUGGUGCACAGCUAAACUAAAGGUAGUUUACUGAGACUGUGGUUUAUCGUUUUGUCUGCCUCUGCGAGUUGGAGAGAGGCCAGGUAUGCAGCUGUCACAUCUAUGACUCACCAGCUCAACUUCAGGUAAACUGCUGUAUUUGCUGGCAUUCUCGUUUUCUAGUUUGAGAUUUUUAUCAAGGUCUCUGAAAAAUCAAGGUGCCGGAGAAUCGGUGGUGUAGUCUUGCUUUGCCAGACCUUUCACACUUCCGUUAGCACAGUGCCAGUGAUGGAGUGAGAUAAAGCUGCAUCUAUCAUAACUCUUCACUAUGAGGAAAAAAUACCCUUUUUUUUGUUGUAGGGUUUUUAAACCAACCAUGACAGCCUUUGUGCCAUCAUGCCAAUGAUGCAGCAAUGGCAAUCUUUCAAAACACUAGAUAGCAGAUAAAGUGAAAGUUGAAGCAAUGGUGGUUUCCAUUUGUUUGUGAAUAUUGUGAGUCUUGUGAGCCACUGUAUUGGUUGAUCCCAGACUAAAUGGAUCACAUUUAGUCUGGGAUCCAUUCAGACUAUCCCUCUUAGUUAGGACCACAUGUGAUCCAUGCACAAAUAAACUAUUUAUCAUGAUGGACAAUGACAAGUUGUGACUCACUCGUCUUGCUUCCUUAGAGCGCUCGCCUGUGCUUCAAGCUAAUACAGAUUUUGCUGCACUAAGCGGGGCGAUAGUCAGUACAGGCUCCUUCAGAACACUUUAGAAAACACUGGUGACGGGAACAUGAGGCCUGCGCAUUAGGCAUUCAAAGGUUUUCCCAAUAUGCCAUGCAAAUGUUUGUGUGUGAAGUAAUGAGAAGGACAGCUUUGGUAUUUAGUGAGAUAAACAUAAAAUUGCACCGUGUUGGGAUAGUCCUCCUUUGAGCCGCUGAUCAGAGACAAAGCAUCACUCCUCACGCUAACACUGCUGUGACAGAGUGGGGGCAAUAAUUAUGCACUGUUAAGGUCCCAAAACGCAAGCAGAACAGCCAUACAAGGGCAUGUAAUUCAUUGAGACAGCAAUGUGAGUACAGAAGCACUUCACGUGGCCCACAAGUCCCUGCUGGUCACUGCAGAGAAUGUCAAUUUGAGAUACUUCUACAUUGGUUUUACUCACAAACAGGGCCACAAAAACAUCUCCUCCAGUCUAUGAUUUACGGGGUUCUUGUCCCGGUGAAUAAGAGUGUGCCUUUCUGCCCAAAACAAGCCUUUUAAACCUUUAAAACCAAACCAUUUUUCAGUUUGUGUUGCCAGCUUGGAAAUUCUUGUCAUCCUAUGUACAGCAGAGUGUCUGUCUCUUUAGAGUCAGUCUUUAGAUAAGUCUCUUUUGUUGAGCAGUCCUUUACAUCUACUGAUUUGUACUUAAAAGAAGUGUGAGAUGACUAAGCUGAAAGAUGGUCAUUCAGAGCACACGCAUAACAUGUCCUAUUCAUUUACAACAACACAUACUUGAGAAAAGUCUAUGCAAGGUAACACUUGGUGCUACUUAGACAAAAUGAUGUGUUGUUCUUGCUUCAAUGAUCCAGGGACAUUGAAGUUUGCGAGAGCUAAUGUUGUUCUUGGGCAAACAGAGGUAAACAGCCAGUUAAAGAUCAAACAGAACAAAGGUGUAUUUCAUUAAAGAGGAGAAGAUGAUUCUCGCCCAUUAGCAGAUGUCAGAUGUUGACACUGAGUGCCCAGACAAAAACACUGGAAGGAUAAAUAUAAUGACUGCAUGCUCACUACUGCGCUGUCAAGGCACAGUGUGCUUUUAAUUGAUGUCAGAAGCUCCAGUCUAAACUAUCAGCUGGAAAUGAGUUUGAAAUAACUUUCCCUCUGCUUCCAAAAGAUGAUUGUUCCACUUCAAAUGUGUGUUGAUUGGAAAUUCAGGCAAACAGGAUCAGAGACAAAGCCAAAGAAAAAUACCGAUACUGCCAAAGUGAGUCAUUCCCACACACUUUUUAACAUUCAAAAUGAGUUGAAUUUUCAUUUAGUAUGGAAAAAACAAAAAACAAAGUUAAAGGCACUGUCUGGAGUUUUUAACUGGUUUUGGCAUCGUACCAUUCUAGCACUGAUGCCUUUACAUGACCUACAUAGAAAAAUAAGAUUAUAGCAACAAAGUUAUUUUUUAACACUACUUACAGACAAACAGUUCACUCACCUGGUAUGUGUAGAAGUUAGGCAGUGAGAAGUAUAGUACGUUGACAUGCUGGUUGAAUCUAACCAGGGCUUAAAGAUAGCCUAGCACUGUCAGACCUAUCUGCUAGCUUCUGUUUGGCUAAACAAUUGUCCACUAAUUUCAGAUAUAUUGAACCGAUUAUCUAGAGUGACCAUAUUCUGAAUCCCCAAAAAGAGGACACGACUAUGUGGGGUGGAGUCACGGAGCUGCGCAUAGUAAAUUUUGAGAGUUUUUCGGGUCUGGUCGAGUGUUUUUCACAUGCUUCUAACUCAGAAAGUCCAUGGGACACAAACUCAAAACUUCCAGACAAAACCCUGGACAUUUGAAGGAUUGUAUAAACUCCCCCGGACAAGGCCGGACAGCCCCCCAAAAAGAGGACAUGUCCGGGUAAAAGAGGAAGUAUGGUCACCCUAAAUCAUCUAAAAAAAAGCAGUAAAUUCUGUUAGAUGACAGCACAGGAGCGUAAAUAACCAAGAUGGCAGUAAGGUCCAUUGUCGGUACAAUCGCUUCUCGAGGCUCUGCAAGUGACUGCUGUUAUACCCCUCAGGAAAACUGAAGUGACUUGAAUGGGCUGAUACCAAGCAAAAUGGCUGUGAUUAGAAAGUGAUGUUAGUGCUAUCAUGUGAAUGAUUCACUUACCUUUGAGGACAAAAGAGUUAAACCAUUCGCAUUUUCAUCCUGAUACAUCUCAACAACAAGACUGUAACAGCUGUGUUUCACCUUUUGUAAGCUAACUGGAAUAUUUCAGAGUUUACAGAGUUUUGUUGUUGUUACAUUGCAGUUCAUAAUGUUUGUAGCUACAAAUUAAAACAUAAUUUUCUCUCUCUGCAUCCUGCAAAAAAAAAUAGUUUUGAACAAAGAGAAGUAGUGUGAAAAAAGAUUUAAUUUGCUUCCAUAGAAAAAAAAGAUGCUCACUUUGGCAAGAGCCCUGUCUUCGUGACAGCCGGUCACAUAUUCAUGGGAUUGUAUUCAUCCAGGGAAGACACCAAUUUUGUCCACCAAAAACACAAGAUGAAGACUCCUCACAGAGGCUUUCAAGCGUCAUUAAGCUAUUCAGAGCUAAGAGUAAAAACUAAAAUCUACUGCAAAGGAAAUCAAUUUGUGAUGGAGUGAAGAACUUGAAAGUUACAUCUUCUUGCUCUGCGAGCUGCAGGCUCUCUUUUUUUUUUUCUUCACCAGAGGAACCACUGAACCACAAGUUGUAAAGCUACUAUGAGAAUACCGUAUGUGCCUGACUGGCAUUAUCCUCAACGGUAGAGUGGAAAUAAGAUUUGUUCAAUUCUUGAGCAUGAGGCUCCUCUCACCAGAAGACAAAAAUGCUGCAUGCAUAAAAUGCUCUUUGUUAAAUAUAUGGAAAUAAUAAAUACAGGAUAUUUUUUAAAGAUCUGUUUUAAGAAGUGUACUUGGUAGGGAAAAAGUCCUGGAGCACUUUCAAAUUUGUGUGAAUUUAGAAAAUAUCACAAGCCAUUUAAGAGAAAAUAUGAGUGUUUUAGCCCUUCUGGUUUAGCUCCUGGCAAGAUAUCAAAAAAUCACGUCUCCGAAAAUUCAACCACAUCCUUAAAAGAACCCGAAAGGUUAUUGUAGCAGUGCCAUUAUAAAGGCAGGAUAUAAAUGAAAAUGUCUCAGACACGUGCAGGAUUGUCAUAAAUGUGUAUUAUUAUUGAAAGGUCUGAACAGAGUUAACUAAGGCAGUAAAAAAGAGUUUUUCAGCAGCCAAAGUGUCUCCCACCUGAAAACACCAAAAUUAAAUUUGAAAAGACACUCAUCAAAAAUUAAUUAGUUUUUAUUUAUUUAUUUUUUUUUGUUGGUAUCUCUUUGGUUUCUCUUUGAGUUAGUAAUGAGGUUGAAGGCAUGUUUGCUCAUAUUACACUCCAAUCCAUCCUGUGAAGAGAAACCUGGUCUGGUCUGUGUAUUCUGAUGUUAUAAGCGCCGUAGUGCCAUGGCGUUGAGCACCAUACUGAGAGAAAGCUAUUCUUCUCUUCAAGCGUUCACAGUGAAACUUGUCCCUGCGUGUCAGUUACUGAAUGUAGUCCCUUUUGCAUAAAGAGCUAUGCGACAAACACAGCAGAAACUGUGGUUGGCCUGUCAGGAGCAACAUUUAAUUUGGCUGACACUCGGUCCAGUCCGUCACUUAUCACGCUUGUUCUGUUCCAGCUUUCCUUGUUGAAUCUCAAGGGGAGCAACAGGGGACCUGAUAUGAUCGAUAGUAAAUUGAAUUGCAUUUUAAAACCAUUUCCGCAAUUUAUUUACCUCCAUCCCCCCACUUUAAUUCUGCCUCCUCAGCACACCAACACAAACAGCAAUAUUAUAUACGUUGUGAUAAAUGCAAUUUCCUGCAUGCAGCAUGUUGACAUGUUCAGACAACCCUGUGGCCGGUGCUGUCAGAGUGGACUUCAGCAUCUACCCUCUUUUCUGGGUGGAGGGCUAUGAUGGACAGCUUGUAGAGGGGGGGAAGGUUGUUGUAGCAUUUUGUCCCUGGGAAUGUACAUCACACAUCCUGCUAAAGACACAUAAAUAAAUUCAUGAAAUACAUAGUAAGAACUGUAACACCACAAUUCAAUGUGUAAGCCCUCCAAAGGCAAAGAAUUGAUUCUUCCUGACAGAAUUCCUGGAUGUGGCAUUGCUUUCAUCGCAUGGAUAAACAGAGGGAAUGGUAUUUAAAGCACAGCACUGAGCAGAAACUACUGGCAGGCUGAGUUCAGCUCUGCCAAGCCACCAAGCCUUCCUGUGGUGAGGUUCUCUCACGCCUCGAAAUCCUGCAGUGUGUUUUUUUCUGGGCAAGCUGUGCUCCCCUCCUGGAUUUCCCUUUCUUGUUCAGUGAGCGCUGUCUAACAUAGCAUAAAUUUCAGAAAAAUCAGCCAAAGAUUUUAUCCAAGAUAUGGAUACUUGGCUCUAACAAUGCAUCACACAUCGUUAUCUUUUUGGAUUUUAAAGCAGGGGCUCUUAUUGUUCGCUUGAAUAGAAUAUGUUUAGUUGAGCCUUAUCAAGGUGGGAUGUUUGAGACCAGUACAGGUACUGUUUUUACAGCACUUCUAAACUAUCAUACAGUGUCAGCCUGUUUUGUCAAACCACUGUCUGCACAGCUUUGAUGUUCUAGUGCUGCAGGUAAUAAUUCCAGUAUUGCGAUGUUGAACUUUUGGGGGCUUUACCUGCUUGAGUUAUAUGCAUCGUUUACAGUCCAACUACCAAGUUGGUGGAUGACAAGUGAGUAGGUGUUGAGACACCUAGGAGGAGAUAAUGUGAUGGUUGCAGUACUUGCAUGGAGGUGUCUGUUGAUAGACAUUAAUUAAAGCUGGAUUUUUCUGAGAUGGUUGCCGAUGGGUAGUGGAUUGAAUUUCACCACAUUCACUCACCACACUGUCUGUUUACCUGCAGUCAGUGCCGUAUAAGACACAGUUGACAAAGCCUCUCAGAUAAUUAAAGAAGGUAGAACUCAUAAUGGUUAAAUCCAGGGCUUGGCUUGAACAUGAGUGAAUAUGUUUUAAAUUUUUAUAUAGGCAUAAGUAGGGUUGUACUAUUACUUGUGAGACAGUCAAAAAUCAUUUAAUAUGGGACUAUUGGAUUUGGUUAUGAAUGAUAUUGAAUAUAGCUGACAUGCUAAUAUGCUGAUUUCAAAUUUAUUUUGGCUGAUACUGACACCAAAAAUACUAAUCCAGGUAUGUUAUUAUUAGCCCUUCAGAAACCAGCAUCUUCAACCAUGCUUAAAACAGUGGCAAUUUAAUAUUAAGCAAAUAGUAAGUCAAUACUAAGUAAACUGACGAUGAAAACUGCAGCGAAAUCUCUGUUCAGAAAUGCUCUGCUAAACAAUGGUGAGAUGAAAUACGUAGCUAAUCAUGUAACAAGUGCACAGCCGCUACAAAUUCUCACCACCUCUAUUCAAAUUUCUAGUUGUUAUUUAAUGUUUUCCUGCCCAGUGCAUGUCAGUAAGAAGUCCGUUUACAGCCUUUAGUAUGAAGCCAAAACUAGCUACAGUAGGUAUUAGCUAUCCAAGCAUAGCCUAACAAAACUUGCGUUGGACAGCUAGCGUUUGAAACAUUAGUUUAGUUACAACUUGCGGCCUGCACAAUAGAAAAAAAACUGAUUUCUUCUGACUGAAUCUUGACUAAAACAACACAAGACAGAAAGAAUAAAGUCAGCUGUAAUUUACUGGAAAUGACUAAGACAAAACUUUGUAAAAACUGUAUAUUAAGAGUAUUGAAUUCAGUUUUUUUUUUUUUUUAAUCUUUGGGUGGUUACUGCUGUAUUUCUCAGCUUUGUUAGAUGGCUGAGACAAACAGGUUUCUGUCGGUGCCAACCAUUUUUUCUCCCUGCUUUGCUGAAACUCUUUCUGCUGUUCAGGAGGAUGGUUUUGGAAAUGUGCAAUUUAAUUGGCAGUGUUGAAAGACUGUUGUUUAGCUAUACAUUACAGGUACAAAGCUGCAAAGUUGUCUGUGUUUUCGCUGUUCAAUAUACAACCAGUUAGUCUUUUGUCAACUUGUUUGUCAGUUUUUUUGGUACAUGAUAUAAUUGAUCAGCUGGGAUACAGCCCAAUAGUAACUGAAAGAGACCACCAACCAUAUCAGAGGCAGAUACUACAUGCUGGGACAGGGACAGUUAAUCAUGUAUGCAAAUGUACGGCUUAUGUUUCAUAUCUUUGGCCAAAUUGAGGUGUACAAAAAAUGGUGGCAGCAGAUGAUUUUACUGUCAAGGAUGCUCCACCAGUGUUUCCGGCUCAAAUAUGCCGCCAGGGACGCCCGCCUGCCUGCCAAAGUCUAUUUGUGCUCUGUUUUAGCGUUUUUCUUUAAUCUGUAUGAGAUCGUAACCGUCUAUAAACAAGAGGAGAGCUGUCUUCAUUCUUCUCACGGUGUCGCCACACUUGCUCCGCAGUUAAUAAAGAGAAAGACACGUAACAGACACUACAUCAACAUAAGGCUUAUCACAUGCUUUACAUGGCUGAUCUUUCUUUUAGCUGUUUUAAUUUGCUGCUGGCUUUCAUUUCCAGGAGACGGAUCUUUUGCAUCCUUUCAGAGUAAAACAGCAAAUGAAGUAACUGACAUGUGAGACAGUUAAAGGGCAAGAUAAAAACGUCUCAGGCUACAGUUUGUCAAGUGUGAACGUAACCUCGAUUACUUGCAAUCUUUUAUAAAUUAGUGAACCCUGUAUUGUGAACUAGCUCAGCUGGGUUGAUUGUUACAUCUCUAGAAAAGGAAUAGAGAGUUACAUCUCAUAAAAGGAAGUUCAAUGGUAUGGUAAACGUUGGAGUAGGAGCCUGCUGUGCUGGACUGAAUUAGUGAUGACACAGUUUCUAAACCACCCUGGGGUUUGUUUUCUGUAUUAAAUGUUUUGUCCAAAAGACUUUACAUCUGUUGGUCAGAAUCAAUACCUAUACAUCACGAUAAACCCAGUGUGUCGUGGUCAGACUCUGAUGUGUUGUAAAAGUCCUUAUCUUUGUAUUUUGUGCUCUGUCUGUUUUCGCUGUGUCUCCACAACUAACAGUAAAACUCCAGAUGUAUAUCUGAAUUGUUACUCAGCUGAAGCCAAUACAGUGCGUGCCUCAGUGCUCCAUCUGUGAAUCAGAGAGCCCUGUUGGUCCAUGUUGUCAAUAUUCUUUUAUUGGCCUUUGCAUAGUUGCCACCUCAUUUUGUGCUUCAGAACAUUUUCAUUUUACCGUGACCACCUGCAUUACUCGCUUAUUCGGUAUGAGUUACAAGACCUGGCCGCUUUGAGAAACCAAUCACAUUCAGAACCAUAACUCUGAGUCACUCCCUGAAUUUAUGGAGAUGCAUUUUGGCAAUCAGGAGGUUUCAAACACUGUUGUUGAGCUUAACAAGACAUAUGGGUUAGAGAAAACCUUCUCCAGCAUAUUUAUCUAAUCAGCUGUUUUACUUUAUUUAUGUUGGUGGAAAUGCACUUUUACCGAGCAGUCUAGAAGCUUUUAGUUUGCCAACAUGGAGCUGAUGCCCUACUAUCACACUCAGCACUUCUACAUAUAAACAGGGUGCUCAAGAGUUAGUUGCAGUUUAAAAAAAGAAAAAAAUCCUUGCAGUGUGGAAAACUUUUUGGUUGUGUUAAAAAAAAAAAAACAGCCCACACGCUGUCUAAUCUCUCCUGCAUUGAUCAGACCCCCUCUGCAUGCACGCUGAAGCUUCCAAGCCCAGCAGGCUGCUGUAGCCUAGCUGCUGAACUAUCCUGUGACUUUCAUUUAUGGCGAAGAAGCAAACCGUGCAGGAGUACGAGCCCGGAGAAGAAGACGGUCGUUUCAGAUGACUUAUCAACCGAGUUGCAGCUUCCACAUGGGGCCGUUGUCUUAACACGAGGAGUCCAUUAAAGUCAGACACUGGCUUGUUCUGCUCCAAAAUAUCCACUCGCUGUCUAUUUAAAAUGCUGGUUAUUUGAUGUUCACAGAUCAGUUGCAUUACUGACUUGCAAUAGUUACACAAUGUUGCCUUCAGUCACACUGAAACUGAACUUUAUUACAACAAGAAGGACGUUUUUUUUUCUUCUUUAAGUCCUGUGAAUAACCCAAAGGUGGGGUAGGCAGGAUUCUGUUAGAGAAGAGUCUUUUUUGUGGUGUAUAAAGAAAAAAGCUUUUAAUAUCAGGCAAUAGCUAUUAGUUAUUGAUGACAUUUGGUAAUAUGACAAUAUCGCUGUGUUUUGUUAUGUCUGUGUAGUCAAUAUUUAAAUUUUUUGAGCAACCCGCUCUUUCUGACUGUAAACAAAGCCGUUCUCCACCUCCCCCAGCCUGAUUGGUUGUGGGGCAGACGCUGCUCCCCCGUGUCGUUCAUGAGCCCAAACAAAGUUAGCGUGCUACAAUAUCGGACAGUAGAAACCAACUAGAAAGUACGGAAAAUUGUCUGAAUCCUCUUUUGGCCACAACUGCCAACGCAAGCAAGAAACUGAAUUAAAUACCGGAGACUCUGGCGGAAUAACGGGCGCUUAAAAAGGAGGUAGACCGGACAACAGCUAAGAAGACGGGUCCAACAUAAACGAUGGGGGACGCUUUGGGAUCUUAUGGACCCCGUAACCUUUCUGCUGGACAGGUAAACCGCUUUAACAAAGUAAGCCAAGUGUCUGUAACAGAAGUCAUUCUUGUCAAACGGGACCUGCUGCGUGUUGUAGCGCCGCUAACCUGUUUACCUCGGGUCCUGGACUAUGUCACUUUAUCCUAGUUGUAGAAGUCCUGCAGACAUUGUGUUUGCUGGUAGAAUGUUGACAUCUACAGUAGCACCAAUGCUUUUUACUUUCACGUUGACUGGGCCCCAUUUGUAAUUAUCUGAAGUAUUUAUCUGCAUUAUAUCUGAAUUUAAUUGAAACAAUACGAGCAAGCAGGAGCGUCUGUUUGUGGGCGGGGCUUGCUGGAGCAGAGACAGAGGGGGAGAGGAGGAGCUGAGGGGGAAACUGGUUGGGAGGGGUAGAGUUUACAUUCAAGAUUUCUCCCAAAAACUGGCACUUCCUCAUAUCCUGCCCACCCCACCUUUAAUAAAGUUUAAUUCACAUCUCCAAUCCUCAGAACUCUUCUGUCCUUGUUUCCUCUGUUCCAGUUUUACCAGGACACCAACAUAAGGAUGGUUUGAAUUAGCCUUACAAAACAUGAGUAGUCACUGAAGCGUCUAAUAAGUGAAGGGGUGCGUAGUGGAGAGAUAAUCAUGAAGUAGUUAGUGACUCUUUUGAGACUGCUUAGUAGUAGCAAGAAAAAAAUAAAUGAAUAAAUGUUUAAGAACUGUUUCAGGAAAGAAAUAAUAAUUCUUAUUCAUAAAAUGUAAACCUGCGAUGAUAAAAGGGUGAUUUAUUAAUGAAGUAAAUCCCUGUCCGUUCUUCUGUAAAUCAUCAUAUCGACUAUUAAAUCAGCCAUUUGGAAAGUCCUCACCGGGGAUUCAUUAUUUUCUGGAUACCCUUCGCUCUGUUCUCAUUCACUUACAUUAUUGCGUUCUAUAAGUUUUUCCAUUGCUUUAUAAUUGAUGAUUGCAGUGACCUGCUAUGCAUGGCAGAGCCCACAGAUCUGACUUCAAACAGCCCUGCUUCAGCACAACAUCUGGUCCACGAGGAAAUGUUGCCUUUGUUAAUGAAGUGAUAUUAAUUGAUGUGGCAGACAAAAGCCUCUGUACAUUGUGUCUCUCGCUGAGGUGGUAUUGAACUAUAAGGGGAUGUGCUCCCCUGCAGGGUCUUGUUGCUGCAGAGAGUCAGUCGCAGGGCUAUGAACAAUGAAAUAGAAAUAGGCAAUUCUGUCCUCAUAAAAGAUGUUAUUAGAUGCCGUUUUAUGUGGAAAUUUUAUAAAGUGAGGUUUCACAGUUUAUGUCACUGUAGCCCAUGGGGCCUGAAUCUGCUUGCUAAGCCGUGUUUUUUAUUCCUUGAAAGGCUUUCGCUGCCACCUGGUCAACACUUCUGUGGUGUUAUUAUAUCCUGUCAGCAGGUGUUCAGCACCCUUCUCCUGCCAUUUAGUUCGCCGAGGUUGUGACAUUUAAUGUCACUGGGUAUUACUUACUUGAAUGUCAUGAUGCAAUAUCCUAAUGUCCUACACACCUGUGCAACUUAAAUCUUCGCAAAUCAAAGCAGCUGUAAUCCACUAUUACUGCAAGUGUGAAAGGAGAAAAUGACAAAUUCCAGCACUAAUCACAUUUUUGCCAAACUUUUCCUUCCCAGCUGUUAGGUUUUGAUUCACUGUCACUGCCCCCUCAUUAGUAAAGUUUCCAGAUAUAGCAAGCAGCUCUAACAACCCAGUGUACACCACCUGGUCGAGAACUAACCAGCAAGGUAGUUAAAAAGCAGAAGAUGUCAAAAGUUUCCAGAGAUUUGUCAUAAUUUGAUCUCUACUUUUCAGUACACACAAUAUAUACUGAACAAGUUAACUCAAGCCGUACUAGGCCAUACUACUAAACCUAUAUGGGUAUGAUGGGUAAGGGUUUAAGUGGUCUUUGGUUACCGUCCCUUAAUGGUGAGACUGGACCAAAGCAUCUGUUUUAACUGUCUUCUUCAUCUCGGUUUAUAUCUUUCUCACUCUUUGGCCCCUUGUGUUUUUUAAUAUCCCAAGUCAAUUUCUGCUCGGUUUUUCUUUGUUGCUGGCUGGUUAGCCAUUAACCAUCAAUCUAAUUUUGUGUGACCUCCAAACAAUUUAAGUGUAAAAUUGAUCGACUUUCUCUGUGCUGUAUUGUAAGGGGUGUUUUUGUCAGAAAGUCAACAGAAAGAGGUCAUAUCAUGAACAGCAGACUAGAUGGGCAAUAAAUUCUCUGUAUAUUGAUAGGUCUGAUGUGUGUACAUCCAGGUUGUCCUUCGCUACAAGAAUUGAUAACUGUUGUCAGGAAGUUUUGAUCAAUCAGAGUCAAGCAUUUUUCACAGCUAGAUGAUAGGUAAGAAAGCUGAGUAAUGACAUGACUUGAGUUGUCAUAUAGGGUGUCUCACUCCAAUAAAGAAAAAAAUAUAGGUUGAAGAAACACAUAAAAAAACACAUGAAACUAACUAACUUCAUGUUUUUAAAGGUUUUAAUAACAUUUUUGAAUAACAGUUUGAGGUUUACAACUUGUGAUUUGACAGUACUUGUACAGGAAUGUACCAAGUGCUAAUGGGGGUGUUUUCAGAGCACCUCUUGUUUUCACCAUUUUGGAUUCGCCCAAAAUGUUGGUUUGCUGAAUAUUUAUUUCUAUUUUGAGCGUUUCAGUUUUCCUUUUGUGUUUAAUCACCUUCUUGUACUGAUAUCACAACCCUGAUUAGUCGAUUUUUGGUCGACAAUUUCAGGGUUUUAGACGACCAAGAAUUUCUUUAGUUGAUUACAGCCCUAAAACACAUAUAAUUAUAUUAUGCUCCAUUUAUGUAUACUAACUAAAUGCAGAGGCUUCAUUGCUGUGAUGUGGUGCAUAACAGUAUGCAACUAUAACUGCACAGCUUCAUCCAAAGGCCAUUAACUUACCAUGUUUAAAGCAGAGGAACCAAACUGCCGAUGAAGAACACUGUCAGGUUAUAAUAGAUGAAAGUUUGUUUUGGUCUACUCAAAGCUGAAACUCUGAACGUGUUGUUUUGAGAAUUGUGGCAUCCUAUGUUGUUCUUGGGGGGUACAGCCAGAGAUUUUGGUUCCUAUGAAAAUGGAUCACUUUUUGCCCCGUCAUUUCACUGCCACAGUGAAGUGGUUUGCGGUGAAUAUUUUUAAGGGCUCCACAGGAGUCACAGACCCUGAGAAAUCUCCUCUGUAUGGCAUCUAUGUUUGUAGUAUUCUAGUGCAGAGAAGGAUAAAAUGUAGUUUCUUUUGAAUGAUGCAUUGACUAGAAGAUUCACCAACUCUAUUGACGGCAUGGAGAGUCGCCCUCCAUCUCUUUCCAUUGUAAAAAGCGAGGCCAAAAGACGGCCUCAUUGGGAGUCGAAAAAUUGCACCGGUGAUUUAAAUUGGAGCCAAGAGAUGCAGCAGGAUUGACGUCACACCCCUAGAACAGCAGAGAUCCCUCGGGUCUGCGUAGUCCACAGCAGAAUAGACUCUUGUGUUGAUUUCUAAAAUCUUGGCUUCACUUUUGGGGAGCUGUUCUCCCACUCAUGUUGUAUACAGUCUGUUUCUACUACCUGUUGCAGCAUUUUAGACAGCUCUGGGUUUUUUUUAGCUCAACUUUCUUGUGUUUACAGCUCUGUGCGUGUCAAGAGGUGAACUAUUUUACAGAUUCAGUUGUUCUGGAGGCAGGUAAGUUCACAAAUGUCAAACGGUUGGUUCACCUGGAUUAAAAAUACACCUCUCCUGUUGAUACUCUGCACCUUUUAAUCUGGAUUAUCCACAGGCUUUGACAGUGAGGUUAACGCCACCGGUCUUGUUUUUAUUUUUGAAACAAACGAACAAAACUCUGUGUGCCAAAGUUAAAGCGAAACUGCUUGAGGCUGUAUUUUGUUCCAGCCUCCAUCAAGCUUCUUAACCCCGGUGCUAGGGAGCAACGUGCUAUAAAUAACGCGGCUCGUUUGCAUUUUCUUUCUCUUUGUUACUUUCCCAGCCAUUGUGUUGUCAGUGUCAGAUGUGCAGUCAGAUGUCUGGUUUAUGUUUUUACGAUGUUACUUUGUGAAGAAACUGUUUUGCAUUGUGUCAAACUUUUUUUUUUUUUGAUGUGAUGUGAUUUUUUUCUUUUUCCUUUUUAAGGCGAGACAAAAUUCACCCCGAGAAAAAUAAGCUUCAACACAUUUCUCCUUUCUUCAGCUACUUUUGGUUGUUUUUUGAUUUUUGUUGCUUACUGCUGUUUAAUGCUACAGCCUAUAUACCAUUGUGCAUUUUUAUAAAAGUCAGGUACACCUCUCAGACUUGUGACAGGUGUUGAUAGAUUUGUUUUUGUUAUUAAUAUUCCAGUCAGUAACUCAUGUAACAAUCGCUCUCAUGGAAUCAUCCAUCUGUUUAAUUGCGGUGGCUAAAUGUGAUGACAGUUUUAUUGAUGAGGCAACUUAAUACCAACAGCUGAUAAGGCUGGAUCAUCGGGUUGCUGAGAGUGGGAAUGAAUGGUAAUGUGUUGCUGCUUUCAUUUGUCUCAGGUGUUCAUCCUUCAAUAACAAAAUCUCCCCUGGCUCCCCCUCCUCUUCCUCUCCUGUUUUCGUGAUACCUCUCCUCUUCAUACAACACCUUCAUUUUUCAACAGUAAUCUCCUCACCCUAAGCCUUUAAAGUCACCAUUAAGCCUCUAUUCAUUCUUACAUAAUGAUCAAAUUCAUCCCAGUCCAUUUACCUCCAAGGUUUAAGGUUUACAGAGGAUUAGAGGUUGAAAAAUCAAUUUGCUUGCUCCUAGAUGUCGAGUAAUCCAGUUUGGGGAUAUGUUGGUGCCACUGCGGUGUAAUGGGCCGUGCACUACAUUGAAUCCUGCCUCAAACUGUGAGACCUUUCUCGUAAUUCAAAUUGAAAAAUAUGCAAAUAUAUAUAUGGCGUUAUUAUUUGAAUUCAUGGGGUAACUUAUCCGGAGAACUGCAUGAAAGCAUUAAAAGAAGAGCCUUUGUCCAGAAAUUCAAUUAGUGAGUUAACAGCUGAGGAGACAUGCUGCACUUCAAACACCUGUGUAACACCAAAAAUCUACAAAGUGAAUAUUGUAUCAUUGGAUUGAUAUCAGCUACUUUAGAGCUCUAACUUUUAAUGUCCAACAUCUCCUAGAAACUUUUCCAGCCAGCAAUAAGCAAAAUUGUGUCUGACUGUAACCCUGGAUCCCUCCCAAGUAAAUGCAUAAAGUUAAUUGCUUUACAGAAUUGGGGAUAUUUUUGGCCUAAUUUUCCCACUGCUCCAGGUUGUUUUAUUGUGCAUGACAGUUUUCAUAAGGGCAAGACUUUUCAAAGGAAUAAAGGCCAUUUUAAAGGAGCUUCAUAAAUCUCUGCAGCCCACUCUGAACACCAUGAUUUUGAGAAGCUACGCUGGUUAUCUCUGAACUAGCGCUCUAUAAAGGAUUUCAUAGAUUCAGCACAAAGUUAUAUAGCCAAGUCAGAGUUUCCUGGUCAGCUUAUUCACAGAUAAUUGGGACAUAAAGCAAGACUUAUGAGUCUAAAUUUAUUGCAUUAUUAGCAGCGCAUGGUGCUGUAGGAAAAAUGUGUUAACACUCUGUGGUACGAGAUUUAAUAUUCACAGUAUAUUGAUAAAUAAAUAAAUUAUACAUAUAUAUAGUGCAGGCAGGCAUGUGUUAAGUACUGAAUACUUCAUGUUAGCAGGGGAAUGUCAAGACUUUAUUGACUUGUGUGGCUCAUCUGGGGCACCUACUUAUAUAAGGAUCAGAGAAAGUAAGUGAAACCAGAACCUCUCAGCUAUCCCUGGUGACCACCUCCUACAUUAAAAUAACAUAUAAUAGAAUGUCAUAUAACUUUUUCUCAAACAGACGUUUUGUUAUCAAAGUGAGCCUAUCAUGCCGAUUUAUGUGUAAAUGUUCAUUUUCUUUGGAGGGGUUUAGUUUUAAUUAGUAAUUAGAUAAAAAAGGAUGAACGACUGACAGCUCUGUAUGCCAGUGCAGAAUCCCGCUGGAUUUGCAGAAUAGAGAAAGAGGUUAGAGAGGAAAUGAACAUUAACACAAGAGUUUUUGACCUCCUCAUAGCCACGAGAGUCUGCUUCACAUCACAACAAGAAGAUUCUCUACUCUGGACUGUUAUGACCUGAGGGGGCUUCGACAUCUUAUCAGUGAGCUCAGCACAUCUUUAGCCAUAGAGAACUUCACAUCCAACAGUGGGAGGAGAUGGAGACACACUGUCCAUAUUAAUCCACAUUCAUCCACACAUAAAUGUUCCAUUUCUGUGUUUACAUUUUUUGGGGGUUUGUUUAAAAGUUUUGUCCGCAAUAUGACCACUCAAAAAAAAUUUCUGUAUUAAAUAAAAGAAUAAAUAUCAGGGAAGGUACAAUAAAAAAAAAAGUGCUAUGGCACAAAAAACAAAAUAUGAAAAUAUGAGAAGUUAGUUAAGUCCACACUUAAGUACCAACUCCGACCAAGCAAUUACUAAAUCGCAAUUUAGGAUUUUGGGAUGUUGUGUCUUGGGGCUGGGCGAUAAACCGAAAAUUUAUCGAUACUGAAAUUUACGGCAAUAAUUUACACCAUUUUGCCCAUGUCAAUAUAUUCAGUGUAAAAAAAAUAAAUAAAUAAAAGUUGGUUUUGGAUGAGUGUAGGUAGGCUAUGGUCUCAUGUCCCUUUAAGACGGUGUCCUAUGUCAGAGACGUGACUCCACCCCAUCCAGUCCAUAACAAAGAGGGAAAGACAGGUGAGGAGAUGGAGGACGGUUCAAAAGUUGUAGCAGCUGGAGCAGCAGCUGAAGUAGACAAAGUUAAUGUGGGAGGGGGUGAGCAGCUUGUGGAGUAGUUAUUGUCCAUUUAUUGUUAUUGAGGUAAACUGCUCAAUAUAUUGUGAUAUUGAUUUGUGACCAAAUCACCCAGCCCUAGACUCUAAAGACCAAUCUUUUCAGCCAUCCUCUAAACACUCCCUUGAAUAUGUGAGCUAAUUAAAUUGUAUAGUAACGGUUUUUGAAUCUGCAGCAUUUCCAAAAGUCCUUUUCUUUCCCUGAAGUAUUUCAUUAAAGAAAAACAGAAUCAUCUUUUGACUUUCUGAGUUUUUCUGUAUCUUUUUGUCACUUUUGAUACAUUUCUCUGGGUUGAGUCUUUUAUUUUCAUCAAAGAAAUACAAAUCCAGCUCUGACCUUUGAGCAACUUGAUCAAAAAAAACAUUUAAACUAUUAGAUGUUUUAUAACCCUGUUAAGUGAUUGCAAAACUCUCCUCAGUUGAAGCCCUAUAGUACUGAACGUCAUAAAAGGUUUAUACUCAGGGUAAGACGGGACAAGAGUUGACUGGAAAAUGAAAACUUCUUGUGUAUUCACACAGGGAUCACCAGCGUUAGAUUGACUGGUUUAGUAGGUUUACACAAAUACAAAUAAUACAGAUAAACAUACACAUACAGAAAAUUAAAGAUGCAAUAGAGUGGUGCAACAUAACCUUCCCUUGACUCUCUCCGGUACAUAGGUCACAUCAGUCAUGUUGUGCAUUCACUCUCCUUCUUUAUAGUGUUAAUUGAGUCUAACAGCAAACAGGAACCGACUGACUCAGCUCUGAAAAGCCUUGGAUUUUUCUGUUUUUCACAAUGUCCUCACAGCUAAAUGCUGGCGUUCGGCUGUACAUUAGUGACCUUGAAGAGCCUCAUAUGUGCACAGCAUGUAUCAGUUUUGUUUCACUGCAAAAUGCAAUUACACUUUCCAAGAGGGGGGAGCCUGGCUUUUAUCCAGUUGACAUCAGGAGCUGCGACUUGUUUGAUUGUUUGUGAAAGCUGUUCAGAUUAUCUGCAAACUAUACAAGGUUUUUUUAAAAGUUCAGAUUUCUUGUUUACAUGAUGGACCUCUUACUUGUUCGAGGAAAUGUUUCCCCAAACACUCAUACACUUGAUAAUUAGAAGAUAGUUGAACGAGAUGCCAAGAGCUGCUUUCCCUCGAGAGCAAUGAAAUGUAGAUUUUAUGAUUGCACCAUGCAGGCGUUUUGUGUAAAGGGCUAAGGGCACAAUAUAAACAACAGUGUUUGUGUAACAGGAUGAUGAGGUUUGACUGAAUGGCACUCAGAAGGUGCUUUUUUUCAAUUGAUUGUACAAAACAAGUAUGAUACAUAUACGAUAUGUAUAUAAACACCCAAUGAUUAUUGAGGUUCUGAAAUCUGCAGAGAAAAAUAGUUUCUCUUCAUAUUAAACUUCCACAGAGACCAUUUAUUGCUAUCGGCUGUAAUUUACAAGGCAUCUUGAAAUCUUUAGCUUUUUAUAUGCAUUAAGUAAAGCCUUGUGUAUAGUAUAUAACCACAUAUGACUAUGACAUUGUUUACGAUCCGCUUCAAAAAACAUGUCCCUGAUAUUUACGACGUCUGUCUCCGUGUGCCUGAAAAGAAUUUUAAUGCAGACUUAUUUAUUCAUAUAGUCAUAGCUUACCAGUGCUGGCGUUUGCCUGCAGUCCACAGGGUCUUAAAAACCAUUCUAGCAUGCACAUGUUGAUCAGCGCAUCCUCGGAGAAUAUGUAGGAGGUUUAUAGCUUCAUGAAAAACAAGGCAUGUCAUCGCUGGUUCGUCUGGUUUCUAUUUAAGGUGGAGCUGUCAGUGAGUUGAAAAAGUGUGCAUGGAUGACUGUGCACUUCUUCUGCAUGAUGUGACACUUGAUAAAAGCUGUUCCCCAAAAUAAUUAUACACUGCUUCAACACAGUCAUGUUUUUGAUCUGUUUCAUAGGUGAUCCUCAUGUUGACAAAAUACUACGACUUCAACUCUGGCAGAGUGACAGAGAGUUCUUUAUGGAGGUAAGAUCUUCUGGCUGACACUGCAUUUUACGUAGAGGACAAUAAAUAGAUUUAUGCAGUAAAUUUCUGAAGGCUUUUGUGAGUUAAUGGCUUUACCUCAGAGUUCAGUUGGGGCCUAGAACACACAGGAAUGCGCCAAAUGCCCCUGAUGGCCAAAUAAUGGCACAUUUACAGAAUUUUCUUUGACAUUUUUUACUUCCAAAAUGUGUUUUUUUUACAUACAUGAGGCCAGAAAAGUCUAAGAUUUAUCAAGAAAAGACACAACUAAUUGCUAUUUUAUUUAAUAAAUAGAAAAGAACACAAGAAGGAAAAGUUUUAACUCCGAAAUAGGCUUUUUAAACAAAUACAGUAUGUAAUUCUGCAAGCUGAAGAAUCCUGUGCAUGCAACAUUGUUUUUUCAUUUUGUCUUCAUUUAGCCAUGAGGCUGUCACACUAAGCAUACUGACUAACAAAACUCAUAUGUGCAUGGAGAACUAUAUGUUUCUGAAGUUGUUACUGAUCAGACUGUGAAUGUGUGUAGCGAUCACAUCAACACACGCUGACAGACAAAGACAGAGGAUCUACAGCAUGUACGUAAUCUGCAAUAUGUGCUGCAACUUUGAAAACACGUGCAAAAGUCCAGAACGAAUGUAACAGAAGAAAUGAAAUAACUGCAUUAACAAUAUGUGCUGCAAAUACCUGAUUGAUACACAGUAAAAGGAGAAAACACACUAAAACAAGAAGCAGAACCCUGCAAAUCAAGAUGUUCUCACAGACGUGUUUCUGUAGAGCCUGUAAGGGCACAGAGUAAAACAGGUUUAUAACUGAUUGGACAGAGAAGAAGACACUCAACUUGUUAAAAAUGGGAAAGCAGCAUGGUUUGGUAUCUGGGAGUCAUGUCUGAAUGCAGCCGGCAGAGUCUGGCCUUAACUCUGACACCAGUACUGGCAGAGACACAGUGAGAAUAGGAACGAGUGAGGGAAAUGUCAGGCAUACUUCUUUGCCUUAAAAGGCCUAAACAGGGUGUUUCGGAUGCUGCUUGGGAUGCGAAAUGCUACCAGGGCUUGGUAGUCAGCAUACCCGCGCUCUCUGAGCCUGACACUGGACCGGGUCAGCUGAUGAUAGUGUGAGCUGAGUGGCUGGCAGGGGAAUAGCUGGGGAAGCUGCAAGGUGGACUCCAAAUGUCCUGGUUCUUCUACCCUUAAGGCUCAAUUCAGACCUUGAAAUGGGGAGAUUUCCAUGCCUGACACCCCCUUCAUUCUCACCAUAUAUUCAGUAUGAAUGAACAAAUCAAUCCUCUCUUUUACUUUUGUUAACUUAACCAACUUUAAGAUACUCCAUCAACUUCAGCAUGACUCCCUGUUGCUAAACUACGCCGCUCUCUCUAGACACACUUAAUGCCGCGGGCCUGUUGGCUCUGGUUUCCUGGCAGUCUGAAGCUCCAGUGACUGUGAGUGGAGUAAACAUCAACACUCACAAGCACUGAAAGCCUGACACUGGACUUGCCGAGAUCCUUUUUCUGACCCAAACUACUCUCAGUGUCGGUUCCACGAGAAAAGCAAAGAAAUCAGAAACUGUUUCUCAAUCAAGCAGAGAAAGACUGGAUUUGACACAAUAUACUUUUUAAAACUCUCAUUUGUUUGUUUAUUUGACUAUCAUGAAAUGUUGCGUAUAUGUCAUACAUAGUAGUUGUAAUUUAGGCUCAUUUUCACGGCAAAUAUUCCUGGUUUGGCUUCUUAAAUGAAAGGAGAAAUGACAGGAAAUUGAGUUUAAAAUACUAAUACCAUUAAAAUCAUUCAACAAGUAAUAAAAUUCAUGAACUUGAACUUCUGCGAAGAUGGAAACUAGCAUAAACAAAGAAAAAAAUAAAGUAAAAUGAUGGCCUCGUUUGCACAAGCUGUGUAUAUAUAUAUUUAUGUGAUCUGCAGUUUUAAAUGAUGCAGUUGGAGCUCACAGACUUGCUCCAGUUUCAACCAUGUCUUUAUUUGUGUUUUUAAAGCCUUAAAUUCUGUCUGUUACUUGAUUUCAGAUGGUAAUGCGCUCCAUAGUUGUAUAACUCUCGCUGAAAUGGAUGAAUGACCAAAUGUUGUUCUACAUUUCGCUGCCAAACAGUUUCCAUUAUGCAGUGCUGCUCCUCUGAUUCCACUACUUUAUUUACAGGCUGACAGAAUGUUUCUGCUACAAGGUUGUUCGCACACUUAAAGAGGAGUUUUAUGAAUGAAAAAUUUACUUUAAAAAUUCAGUCAAUCUGACAGAUUUUAGAUAACGAGAGACAGAAGGACAUGAUCGUCAGACACACACGCACACUCCUCUUGUGUUUAUUAUUACUUAUUCUAAUAACAGACUGGGCCUCUUAAUGUCUGGGCUUCUCCAAUCAAUAAUUAGUUAUUUUUUACCUGUAAAACUCUGAAGAACUUCCUUUAAAAAGUCUUGACUUGCAGCAAUUCCUUGUGCUGUUAUUUUCAGCUUUUCUGUGUUUUUGACUUCAUUCAUGUGUUUGCAGAGCGUUUUACUGAAUUUACAUUCAUUCCACCGUUUGCAGCACGAUUUCUCCUAAUGAUCCCCUGGGGCUGUUGCAGGUCCUUUGCCUUUGAAGGCCAUUGUAGAUACAUCUGCAAAGUGGAGGUAACUCAGGUUACUGUUCCAAAUAUGCCAUUAGCCGGCAAAAUUUUUGGCCCUCCACCCCGGGAAAAGGUUGGUUUCUGAGUGCUGUAAAUUCAGUGAUUUUGUUAUUAUUUGCUGUCUUUGGGCUGCCUCUGGUAAAAUAUCCGCAGCUCUCAAAUACCUGUUGAAUUGGCACUGCAGCUCUGGUCAUUUUAUUGGAGCUAGCUGCUGCUGCUGCUGCUUCAUAUUUCAUCAGUAUCAUCAUUUGGAUGACAUUUUUUCAGGGACAUUCAGUAUUCCCUGUGUUAAAACUUGGGGACCUAUAAACCUACAGCACAUUUUGCAAGUUGCAGUUGUGUUAUCCUUCUCUGAAACACUGAGAAACCUUCACACUUUCGCUCUGUCAUCAGCUUGUUGCGGCCGUGCUUACGGCUCAUCGUUUCUCUAUGUAAUGAAAUUUGUCACACUGUCAGUGAUUGUGUCAGAAUGUGUCGGCUUUUUAAUGAAUGAAUAAAAACAACUUUCAUCCGUAGCAUAAAUUUGUAGUAUCAGAAUAAUGAAUAAUAUUUAAUAUGAUAUUUUCCUGAGUCUUUCACCUUUCUUCUGUAUUUAUUUAUAUAGCCAAUAAAAUCUAAUUUAUUUGAGUAUUCUUUGUGUAUUUAUGUUCAAAAUGUGAGACUACUCAGUGAAGAUUAAAGCUGAAAGCUGCCACAUAAAUGUGACUCAUUAUCUGUCGGAUGUAAAUCGAUAUAAUGAUUUAAAAUUUGUUCUGUAUCUGUCAGUGUUUUUAAGGCAGUAAAAUCUCUCUUUUAGUGAAUUUGGAUUACAGUUCUUUGAGUUUUAUAACAGGUUGUUGAUACGACCUCUAACAGCAGAGUCAAUUCCUCUGCUUUCUAAACAAACAUCAGUUACCUAACAUCUAUUGAAUUAAAGAGCAGAAUAGUAAAAUGUGUCUUUGCUUUUUUAAAAGAAAUAGCAUUUCACAUUCUGUUUGAUCAUUCUCUUAUUUUGCAUGCUUCACUAAAGCCUGUAUUAUAAAUAUUGUAUAAAAUGAUCAUUUAAAAACAAACCUGAAUCUGAGGUCCCCUCGGCUUUGCAGUUCUCUGUUGCCGGUUGCUCAUUGUCUGGGUUUUAGAUCUAUAAUGUCCCUUUUUAGUUCACUCUUACAGCUCUUGUUGUGUAAUCAUAACAGCUGUGAAAAUGCUCUACAAACACAAUACAUUUAACCUGUUUACCACCUCGCAGCAGACAGAAAGAGCAUGUUAAGAAGUAAAGAAUAUAGUGAAGCAUUUAUCAGCCUAAAAGGCAGAUAUUUCCCUCAGGAUUUGGUGGAGACUUAAAAAAAAAAACUGCUAAGGCAGUGAAAUUGGACUUACGUCUUCCAGUGACUUCAAAUGAAUGAUAAUGUGGCUCCACGUCUGCUGGAUGUGUAAAUGAGCGACUGUUUGCUAACAAGUUCACAAUAUAACUUUGUUGGGUUCGAAGACAACUUUUUUUACGGCUGCCCCAAGUGGCUCCAAUAAAUAAGUAAAUAAAUAAAUCCAGAUUUAACAUGAAAAGGUUUUAAGCUCAGGGAAAGGCUAAUGCUGUAACAAAGGGGGGAAAAAAAUAAAGAAAAUAUUCACCGGUGCACAGGGCUGAUAAAUAAUAAAUAACGAUAACAUGUUUUGUCUCCAACAACAAGUGAAGUGAAAGGAACCAAUGAGGACCAGUUCGCCAAGCAACUGGGACCAGUUUGUGUUUGAGGGAUGAUGAGUGACAUCCCAAAUAACCUCAAAAAGCAGUGCCGGUUUUUGAAGGAUGAUAAUUGUUUUGAAUUUCCUUUUUUUUUUUGGGGAUGUUGAAAAAGUUUCUUUCCAGCCAGCGGGCAAAUAUGCCUCCGAAUCCUGAGCUGUGUAAAAAAAACACAAAAAGUGAAGAAUUGGUGUUUAUUCUAUAACAGUGAUAACAAUAACAAUAAUAGGUCUGCUCUUUGCCUUGCAUGCCACACAAGGUAUUCCUGUUUAUUUUAUAAUUAAAAAAAUCCAUUCAUCUAGCAAAUUGCUUCAUGACUUCUGCUGUUGCAAUUUUCUGCUUGCCUGAUAUGCUUAAUGAUACCAUCAGCAUCUUAACUAGUAGGUGUUGCUCUUUUCUCCUUUGCUCUCCCUCACAACCUUUUAAAUUCAUCCUUUUAAUUGAAUUUUAGGUCAACUGAUUAUGGGACCACAUACGAGAAACUUAAUGAGAAAGUGGGGUUGAAAACCAUCCUGAGUUACCUGUACGUGAGUCCGAACAACAAAAGAAAGGUAAGCGUCCACAUUUAUGAAUCCCCCUGCCUGUGUCGUAGAAGUUGUAAUCACCUCGCAGCAGACUUAUUAUCAUUUUUGCUACAUAGCAGCCCUGCUGGAGCUUGUACCGCGCUUCUAUUCCGAGUAGCAGGAACGCUCUUAAACCCUGUGGAAUGGAUGCUGUCAAGGUGGGCCGCUGAUUCCCCGUCUCCUUUCUUGUCUUGUCUCAGAUCAUGUUACUUACAGACCCGGAGGUGGAGAGCAGCCUGCUCAUUAGCCUUGACGAGGGGGCGUCCUAUCAGAAACAUAGCUUAGCCUUUGAUAUCCUCAGCCUGCUUUUUCACCCCGAGCAGGAGGACUGGAUCCUGGCUUACAGCCACGACCAAAAGGUAACGUGUGGCUGUCAGAUGGCAUAAAAAAAGAUGGAAUACAAUCUGAAUAAUGUGAAGGAAAUACCUCAAAUCAAAAAAAUUCCAGCAUGGAAGUAUGAGCUUUGUGAGUAGCUCGCAUGCUGCUUGACAGAUCGUUUCUCUUUCGAGUUCAUUUUACAUGCCUAGUUGGUUGACCGAAAAUGAAUUUCUCAACACAAAAACACAUAAAAUAGAUUCUUUUCUCUCUCUAAAGCAUCUAUUUUGUUAAAGGUGGGGAGUUAACCAAAGCUAAAGCACACAGCUGCUCACCUGCACCCCUGAAAAAGUCAUACGGUCUGGUUGCAGUCUUUUACUUUGAAAGGAUUUGUCCUAGACAGCACAGGGGAAAGCUAACAAGGAAGACACGCCCAAGCAAUUCGCAGGCUCACUCACACACACACUCCUGCACACACAACUGCAAUGGCAUAAACACACACACACACCAUUACUCUGUGUGAGAACCCUGCUGUCUGCUUUACUCAGCACCGCAGACAUCAAACUCGGCCUCCCCAGCCUGCUGCUAUUUGGAGGACUUGAUUUUUAGAGAGAAACACAGUCAAGGUCUGAGAAGUGAGAUAAAUGGUGCAGGGAGGAAGAUGAAAGCUUAGUUUAAGGCCAUCGAAGGGUCAAAAUGAAGAUGCUCUGGAGAAAUUUGGCUCCAGGUCACUCUGUGCAUCUUUGCAGAGCUAAAUUUCAUCAGUGUGUACGAGUUUUUUUUAGCAUAGCUGAAAUUAAUCUCGGUUUCAUUUAGCAUCUAUCGAUUGACUGUCAUGUCUUUUAAAAGUUUAAAGCUCUCAGAUGGGUAAAAAUGAUGCUGUUUAUCCUUGUAAAGCUCAGAGCUUAAGAUGCUUGCAGCUCAAUCAUUAUGGCAAGAUGACAGGCUUUCUGAAUGCUCGGACAAAAGUCCGACUUUGCAGUAAAAAAGGAGACUAAUGGCUUUGUGGAAAAGACAGAAUAUUACGAUGACAGUUAAAUGAGUGAUUUUAAAAUGCCAAUUAGUCAGAGAUCUUACUGAGAUAUUAAAGGGGACACUUUGAUUUUAAGAUGAAAGCAGAUUUUUUAUGUCCCCCCUACCCUCCUUUUCUUGGCAUCAGCAUUAUUCCCUUUUUUCUCUGCAUUCUUCCUCGACAUUGUAAACCUGGCUGCAGAGUAGGACUGAAUCUUUAAAGGAACUGACAGAUUUUCUCAUCGUGGAUGCAUUUUCACAUAAAGUAUGCGCUCAGCAGUGCAGUAUUCAAAACAGCUCCACCGUAUUGACGCUACAAAGUCUACCAAUGUGACAGCUGCUUGAUAAUACAGUUGGACGUAAAUCAUGGCAUAAUUCUCUUGAAUAUUCUGACUGGGAAGCACAUUUCUCCUACUGUAACUCAUUUGCUUAAUGCAUCUCUCUUUUUUUUUCUAUCAGCUCUAUGUCUCUGUCGAGUUUGGAAGAAGAUGGCAGCUUGUGCACGACAGUGUUGUCCCCAACAGAUUCUACUGGUGAGUUUAACAAUCAGUCUUUUGUGAGGGGAUUCAUCUUUCUAGGAGAGAAAAAGCUGAUGUGUUGUUGCACCAUAUUUUGACAUAGUAAAAAAAAAAAAAACAACAGUAUGAAUAAUAGACAGGCCCAGAACAAUUCUACAUUAAUAAAUUAAUAUGUAUGCAUUUUUAGCUUUCUGUUUACAGCACUGGAACAGAGGGGAGAUGUCUGUAAAUAUUUACAUCAGAUUGUAGCAUAACUAAGAAGUUCACAGACUCAUACUGAAUUAAUAUUUCCUAAGUCUGAUCAGUCAUUUGCUUAUUUACAGUCACAUCAACAAAAAGCAGAGUCUGUCAUUGAAACGUUAGGUUAAGUAAAAGGAUAUACUUGUUGAUAAAAUGAAGUUGCACACCUUUUUACAUGUAAAUAAUCAUUAAAGUCAGACUUGAAGGUGGGGUAAGAUGGAUCUGAGGAAGUGUCAGUUUGUGGGAGAAAUCUUGAAUGUAAACUCUACCCCUCCUAACCAGUUUUCCCCUCAGCUCCUCCUCUCCCCUCCCGCUCUGCUGCAGCAAGCCCCGCCCACUCAAAUUGUUUGAAUUAAAUUCAGAUAUAAUGCAGAUAAAUACUUCAGAUAAUUACAAAUGUGGCCCAGUCAACGUGAAAGUAAAAAUGCCUUGGUGCUACUGUAGAUGCCAACAGACUACCAGCAAACACAAUAUUUGCAGGACUUCUACUUCCUCCGUUUUAAGCCCCCAUUAUUUUGCCAAAGUCUCUGGUAUUUGCUUCGUUUUCUUGCUUGUGUUGGCAGUCCUGGCCAAAUGAGGUUUCAGACAAUUUUCCGUACUUUCUGUACGGUACUACUACUACUUCCAUACUUCUGUACUGUGGUUGGUUUCUACAGUCCGUUAUUGUAGCAUGCUAACUUUUGUUGGGCUCGUAAGCGUAAAUCGAGGAUGUGGAGCGUGCCUCACAACAUGACGGGAGGAGUGUCUGCCUCACAACCAAUCAGGACUAAGGAGCAGUGUCCGCCAACCAGUCAGGUCGGGGAGGUGGAGAAUGGCUUUGUUUACAGUCAUAAAGAGCGGGCCACUCGAAAAUUUUAAAAUGUUGACUACACAGACAACAAAACACAGAAAUAUCGUGAUAUUCCCAAAUGUCAUCAGUAACUAAUAGCUACUGACUGAUAUUAAAACCUUUUUUGUAUACACACUACAAAAGUAGAUGCUUCUUUAACCGAUUCCUGCCUACCCCACCUUUAAUUGACCAUGACCUCAUUUCUCCUUGGAGUUUGAAGUUUCACACAAAAAGUCUGAUGAGAUAAAAUCUUAAACCCCGUAUAGUGUGAGCCUGCAGAUAGAUGUUCAGGAGGUGAUUGGGCUGAAAGUUUGUGCGCAGCACUGGUGCAGGACAGCUGUGGGUAUGACAGAGCAGAAGGGGAGCCUGAAACUCUUGCAUCCUAAGCAGACCGCCUAAUUGGGAGGAUAUGUUUGUCAGGUGAUUGUGUGAAUGACGCCCGUCAAGUGUGAGAAACAGGGCAGCUCGAAGCGGCUUGCAGGCAUCGCUCCAUUAGUAACAGUCGAUUCUGAUGCAUCCAUGCCGAGUUGAAGUGUAUUGUUUUAUUGGCUGAACUGCAGCGAGUUUGAACUACUUUAUACAGUUCAUGUACAGUGUUGUUAUUCUGUGCAGGAGUGGCUCACACACGGGUUGUGAGUUAGACUCUCUGUUGUUGAAGUAUUUGGUUGCAGCUUUCAGAUACAUUAAUGGCAGUAAUUUUCCCUGAAAUGCAGCAAAAGCAUAAAAUUAAGUAAAACUAGAUUAAUGAGUUUCACUCGAGUAUUUCUAUUAUGUUACCACUCAACACUGAUUACAGCAAGGGUAAAAGCUGAGCCAGUCAAAUCAAUUACUGAGUUUAAUAACUUUUCUUUAGUAACCAAAUCCCUCUUUUUGAUUCGACAAAGGAUUCAGAUCUUGAAGUAUUUUUCAUUGGUUUUUAUGUCAUUUUUUAAUUGAACCCACACAAUGAAUAAUUAAUCCAAUGGAAUAACUCUGCUUAAAUAACACCGUAAAAGUGCCUGGUUACCACCAUGUGUUAAAAAUCUAAUUAUAUGCCAGUAUGAUCAAUCAGAUUUGAUUAAUUCUGUAUGAUAUCUGAUGUAUUUCAGCUAAAGCUGGCUUGAUCAUAUAGCAUAGGGCUUCUGGGCGCCUCUUUGAGUGUUUUAGUAAUAUUAGCUAUAAGGUGCUGUUGCAGGGAUCAUGGCCUAGGAUAAAUGUUUAAUUUAUAGAUUUUUAUAGUUGUUGGCUACAAAAUCUAUCAGCCAACUUGGAUUUAGGUCAGUGCAGUUUUUGCACAUUUUGCAUGUGGCUGAAAUCCACUGACCCCGCACUCAUCAGCAAUAUCACAGGAAACAAAACAGUAAAAACCCUGCAGGGAAGAGAUAGUGUGAUUUUUGACAAAAUAUUCUACAAGGACUGCCUCUUAUUUACAAAAAUAUAGUUCAAUAUAUAAGGGGAAGGUCUUUGGUUUUGGGAGAGUAAUCUUGAUUCGUUUCUGUUUGUUCUGGUUUGUUUGUUUCUGUGGUGAAAUUUAAGCUCACAGUAACACAGUUUGCAAGCUUGGAACAUCUGCAGAACUCAAAACAGCUGCACGACAAGAAUCCACAGUUAAUUCUAUUAUCUAUAGGGUCAUGCAUGCAUGAUAUUUUUCAGUUCAUGUAGACUCACAAGACUCUACAAACAAAGCUGCAGAGGGGAAAUAUUUAUCAGACUAAAGCAAAACAUCUCAGUAAUAUUAAAACUACAAUCAAGACUAUUCCUGUACGCAUCAUUUUCUAACAGGAAAAGCUCAUCAGGAAUAGUUGAGGGGGAAAAAAAGGUGUUGCUUGUAAGCCUCAUCGAAAUCACACGACAAUCAGCGCCUUUUUUUUUUUUUGCUGCAGGGGAGCAAUUAAAUCUGUUUCUGCGGAUAAGUGAUAUGUACCUAAGCUCAGCUGUGCACAUAUAGAUCUUUGUUCCCUGUAAAGCUCUAUACUGUUGUUAUUUUACAAAAGAAUACCUCUAUUGAGUAGGUUUGGGUAUAACAAGACUCUUUUCCUGAUGCACAGGGGAGAGCUGGCGCACGUUAAUAUGAAUUUUACAGUAUAAUCUGUCUUAAAGAUGAAGAAAUGAGUGAACAUUAAAUGCAUAUAACCCGUUCACCCAUCCAAGAAAUACAAAAUACACCAAACUAAAACUCUUUCAAGUAAGUCACUGUUAAGAGAUUCAAGAUUCAAGAUUCAAGAUUUGUUUAUUUGUCAUAUGCAUGUUAAACAAGAUGAGAGGACCACUCGACUCAAAGGAGUACACAUAAAACACACAAUAAGUACUUAGAGGAAUACAAUAAAAAUGAUACAAAAAUAUUAAAGAUGUAUAAGAAUAUAAGAGAAAUUGUAAAUUUGUGAAAUGGGAGAUAAGUUGGUGGGAUAAAUGAGGUAUGAAUUGCCAUAUUGCUCAUGAUGAAUAAUGGUGUAUGAGUUGCUGUAUUGCACAUGGCUUAAGGCUUAUUAAAAAUAAAGUGUAUGUCCAAGUGUGUUUAAAAAAAAAACCCACUAUAUAUAUUUUAAGAGGAUAUUUAUUGUGUCAGAAUGAAUUUGUAAAAUCAGGCAGUUUUUGGCAGUUUUGGCAUCCUACAGCGUUUGGCAUGAUCCUGUUAAACCAUGAUCAAUCGAAAAACACAUCUUUGAUGUUCCAACAUACUCCCCUUCUGUCUUAGGAAACAAGUCAACCCCGAGUUAGGCAUGCCAGAGUAAAACGUUCCCAAAAUCAUCAGAGAUCGGCUUUGUAAGAAGUUCUUUCAUCUCACCAUUUGCUGUUUGCCUUAUCUGAGGAAAAUCUGACAAACAUGAUUUACAAGAACAUGUUAACAGGCACCUCUGCUAGUCAGGCGCAGGGUUAGUUAUGUGGAGAACACAGCGUUACAUUGCAGGCGUUUAUUUAAGAGCGAGGGCCCGCUGUUCACUGAUAGAAUUGGAUGAAGUAUUUGACAGAAAGUCCAUUAAAAGAGAUGGAGCUGUGAGGCAAUUACAGAGUGCUGAGGGAAGCAGGAUGGGGGCUUUCUAUAUUAUAGUUCAGACACAGUAUGGAAAAUGAGAAGAAACCCAUCUUCUGUCACAACAGCUGCUAUUAAUACAACAAGUGGUCACUCCUGUCGUUCUGCACUUAACCACUAUCUUGACGAAUCUCUACUGAAAGAGAAUGAAAUGGCUAAGUACACCUUCGCUAUAAAGUACGGCUCAGGUCAAAUGUCCGUCAGACCAGUGUUUAAAGAUGAGCUUGUUGUAUUAUUGCUCCUCAGAGAACAGUAAAGCUUUUUUAUUUCCCAUGUCCCCUUACAAAGUCAAAAUGAAAAUCAAACUCUAAUGUGAAACACUCAUACUGCAGUUCUGAUGACAGAAAAUUAGAAGAUUGUUUUGGGACAGCAGCACAAUAAAGUCUUUUAUUGGAAGGUUUAUUGAGCCGCUAAAUAUUCAAAGAAAAUAACUUAAGAGAGUAAUAAUGGAACACAGAUACUUGACAACCAGUUUUUCAUUUCUAUCUGUGUGUGCUGGAAAAUAAGAGGUUUCUGACCUGGGUGUCAUAACCAAGUACAGUCCUGUGAUAAAUCUGAUGGGUAACAAGCUGAUGAUAUACUGAUGCAUGUCUUUUACCCCAAAAUAAUGACUCUGCCCUCUCUAACAGCUUCUUUUUUUUCUUCAUUUGUGAAAUCCCUUCACAGCAGUAAGAAUCAGGCAUUCAUAAAUCAAACUCUUUAUUUGUUUUUACUCUCCUUUCUGUAAAUAGACUAUUUUUAAAGCUCUGAUGAGGCGUCCUCCUUGGACAAAGCAAUCUUCGCUUAUCUUGUCCUCUACGUGCAUCAUCCAAAAUAAAUCUUUGGUAACACUUUAUUUGACGCCUAUCUCUAUAACGCAUUGUAAAUAUAUUUAUAAUGCGUUAUAAUCACAUUAUAGCACUGUAUAACUAUAGUUAUAAACACUCAUAAAUGAUCAUAAUGAUUUAUGGCAAUAAUCAUAACAUAUUAUAAAAGCAUGUUAUCAUGACUUACAAGGUCAGGUAUUAUAAUGUGUUAUAACUGUUAACAACAGUUGUAUUGCAUUAUCUUUGUGGGCAUUGUCGGUGAGUUGUUAACAGUAGCGUGAUUAUAACGCAUUAUACAUAUAUUUAUAAUGUGUUUAGAGAUAGACAUCAAAUAAAGUGUUGCCAAGUCUUCUCCAGCUGACCUUAAGCAGUCAAAGGAAUCAAUCAGCUGGAAUAUUUCAUCUUGAAAUUGUAAAAACAGCACAUCUUUUCCCUGAUGGUCUCAUUUGUUUUGGGGUUUCAUGAAAAGGCAUCAAUUUGAAUUUCAGUCUGUUUCAUAAAUAAAUGUAAAAAAAAACUCUUUAUAGAGGCUUUAAGUAAGUUUCUGAAACACGUCAGAGAAACUUUAAGAUUCACUAAAAUCCUUACUAUCCUAAAAAAAGGAACAUAUACAGUAUGUGGAAAAUAUCUCCAGGUUCCCCUUAACUUCACUGCUAGUCUUUAAAAUAUAACUUUUAUAGGGUGACUAUUCGUCCUCUUUUACCCGGACAUGUCCUCUUUUUGAGGGGCUGUGCGCCUCGCCCGGGGAAGUUUAUAAAGUCCUUCAAAUGUCAGCGUUUUUCUACAUAAGUUUCGAGUUUGUGUCACAUGGACUUACUGAGUUAGAAGAGCAUAAAAGACACUUGAUCCGACCUGAAAAACUCUCCAAAUUAACUUUGUAUGACUCCGCCCCUGCGUAGUCGUGUCCUCUUUUGGGAAUUUAGAACUUCACCGUAACUUUAAGCUAACCUAAUAUGUGCCUUAAUAGCUUACUUUAUGGAUAAACCAGUUUAUUUUUUAUACUGUACGUAACAUAGUUAUUCUCAACUAACAUUUACAUUUCAGCACUUUAGUCAUAAAUAAGCUAUGAAGGUAAGAAGGCCAAAAAAAACCCCACUGCUCUUUAGUGUCUAGGCUUGAAACAAAAUAUAACUUCAUCUUAAGAGUCCACAAGCUGAGACGGUCUAAUUUCAUAACCAUAAGUGGGUGCAGUAUUUCAUUAUUAAUGAACAGGAUUUUAUCAUUAAUUGACAUCUAGCCUGAAGAAGAAAACUGAUCCCUCUCUCCUGCGUUGUCCUGGUGUUACAGGUCCAGACUGGGUCUCGACAAAGAGCAAGGGAUGAUUCACCUGGAGAUCAGCGUCUCUGAUGGGCGUGAGUAAAAAAAGAGUUUGUACAGUUUGUACCGACAUUUGUUGCAAUACCCAACCCUGCUUCAGAAACUAACUUGGGAGUGAUUUAAUCUUUUUGCUGCCCUCACUAAAAACCGCGUCCCCCAUUUGAAUUGGCUUGGUGGAGACUCUUCAUACGAUUAAGCUAAUUCAUUUUUUAAGGGCUGGGCUGUGACUUGGCUCUGUUCUUGGCCACAGUGCAAAGAGGAGGGGUCUUCCAUAAGGCCUUGUGUGUUAAUGCCCCGUCCCUGGGGAGGCUGCCUCAUUUGGCUGAUGCUAACACACUGGGACAGCACUAUCUACUUUAUCUAUUAGCAAGAAUAAGAAUUGGCCUCUAAAAUGUUGCAUCAAUGGCUCGGUUAAUGCCAUCAGCAUAAGUGAUGCAAAACCUUGAUUUUGAGCUACAGAAGGUUGUCUGUUUUCCCCUUUGCUGUUUUUUUUUUUAAGCAUCCGUCUCUUGUUUCCCCACAGGGUCACAGUACAUAACUUGUAAACUUCAGAAUUGCUCUGAUGGAAACAAGGGCAAGCCUUUCCCUGGAUUUAUCAUCCCUGAUUCCCUGGUGGUUCAGGAUGAAUACGUUUUUAUCCAGGUGGGUUUUUAUCGCAAGGUCUGGCUUCAUUAAAAGACAAUUAAAAGCCAUAAAACCACUGCAUUCAGUUGCAUCUUAAUGUACAGUCAAGUUUUUCAUUAACUAAAAGGGACCAUUAUCCUGAGAAAAGAUGGCAUUGGAAGUGAAGUCACAGUGUCGUGUACUGUACUAAAACUCUGCCACAAUACAAAACAUCCUAAUUAGUGGCAAACUCAGAGUUUUGAUGGUGGUUUUAAUUGUUUAAAAACAUGCUGCCAGCAAUCAGCGCACCCGGUGAAGUUUAUGAAUAUUCACCUGACUUGUGAUGAGCUUCAAAUUGCUCUAUUAUGCUUGUUUUUAGGUGCCAAUAGGUGGCCAGUCUGUCCAUUAUGUGUCCUAUAAAAGAAACGCUUUCUACCCCAUGAAGCUUCCCAAGUACACACUGCCAAAGGUAAGAAGACUGCUGCAGAGCGAGGCGUGUUUAGUGAACCAGUCCCAUGCAGAGACACAAUCUGCAGAGCAAGUGCAGCGCUCAUUUCACUGUGAAACACUCAUACUUUCAAAUGGUUUUAAAUGGGCUUGUUCCCAGUUAGUCAUGAUGUUUGCUGACAAAUCCAUUAAACUGUUUACUCCGCAUUAUUACCCUCCUGAAAACUGAUUUGCCUAUUCAUAAUUAUAUCUUCAGAUCUCAUGUUUAUUCAAGAGCCAUGCUUAGUUUUUAAUCAAUUGCCCUCCCUUCUGUAUCAACAGAUACUGAAUUGAUGAAAAUAAAUCUGGUGCCGCUCAGUUUAUGUUCCCGAGAACUUGUCUUUGAAGAAAAGCCCAGUGUAUUUGCACAAAACACAGUUUGCCACUGGCUUUCAUUCAGUAAAGGCACAGCUAGAUGGCUUUGCGGUUUGAGUGGUCAUUUUAUGUCAACAGGAGAGAUUUAGAGCCCACAGUGUUGCGUCGGUCCAACCAUCCAUCCAUCCAUGUAUUCUGUCAAAGUUUCUUUGAGUUGGAUACACUACUUCUCCCCACACUGGAUAAAAGGUUCUGUAAAAAUUAAAUGGAGCCUGUCUUCACUGUUAGUGCAUGGCAUGAAACGCCUGAGGUCUAAUCCCUGCUGAUCCUGACUGAAUCUUGUCAAGAAGUGACAAAUCGCGAGCUAGCUGCAUGAGCUCUGGAACCUCUGUGCUCUCAUUUUAACACUGUUUUACUGAAAGAACUCCUUUAAACCAUCAGUUUUUCUGGCUGCUUAGCAGUGUCCUCCGCACAGAGACAACUACUGAUGAGUUAAAUCUGUUCAGGACUUGCAGAUCAUCAGCACUGAUGAUAACCAGGUGGUAGCAGCGAUUCAGGACUGGCACCAGAACGAUUCAUACAACCUGUACAUGUCGGAGUCCAGAGGGCUGUUCUUCACCCUAAUGCUGGAGGACGUUGUGAGCAGUGGAGGACCUGAAGGCAACAUCAUGAUCGACCUCUAUGAGGUGGGCAGCUACAGUGCUGUUGGGCUGGUGCGGUCAUCCUCUUAUACCUGUGGUUAUUCAGGCACACUGGAUUCAACACUAGCCUUGUUGUUUAACGCUGCAGCUUAUGGGACAAUAUUACACAAAUAACGUCUAACAUAAUUAUGUGCAAUCAUUUGUGAAAUUUGUACAAGAUUGAGAAAACUGAUCUAAAACUUUUUCUUAAGAUCUACACUUAAAGGCAUGGUUGACGAUCUGAAGAGCUGUUGAGGCAGAUUUGAAAAAAGCGUCCCACUCCCCACACACAAACCUCACCCCUCUGUGCCCCACAAACUCCCCCCAAACCUGUAUCAUCCUCCUCACGACACACCCCCUCUGGCAGAGCAAAAAGCCAACCAGCAGAAGAUCCUACGCUAGCUUCAAAUAGGAUUCACCAUGUCGGAUUGCUCGUGACUAGCGGCGGUAAACGCCAGCUCUGCUAGCGAUCACUGUCUGCAGCUGCCUGGACAGCUACCAUGUUGACAUUGCAGAGACUAAUAAGCGUUAUUUAUGUAACAUGUGCCACAAUAAAAGGCAAAAAUUACCUGUUCAACAAAAACUCUGCUGUCUCGGCGUCUGUUUUCAGGCCCAAAUCCUGGCAGAGCUUUCUCCACCGCUUGAAGGGUGACCCAAUGUUUAUUCGAGUUAGAUUCCUUGAUUGCUCACAUUUUCUCUUCGACUUUGCCCUUUCCUCUGUCGGCUUGCAUUUUCUUCCCACUUUUGGCGGUGGGGCAAGCAGAAGUAUUUUUUCCCGUCCUUCUCCAUCACAGCUCCUGUAGCUAAGCUGCUACGCUACUUUUAGCCGCUCAGAGCUCUGAGGAGGGCCGGGAGAGUGGGAGGAGACGAGUUGCAACUACGGGAGAGGGGUGUGUCGAAUACAGCGAGGUGAUUGGACGGAGAGGCGGAGCAGGAGAUUGACCAGUAAAAGCUGUUCGGGACGGAUGGCUCCCAUUGGUCAAUGUUUUUGCAGCCCUGCACCUGCUAGGGUGAAUGGAUUUUUUCCAUUUUUUUUCUCUUUACUUUGUGGAGAUCACACUAUAGGACCAUGAUCGCCAUAUAAACGCGGCUCAUAAUAAUUACCAAUCUUUCCAAUCGUCAACCAUGCCUUUAAAUUGCCUUUCUAUAAGGAACAGUGGACAGAGCAGGAAAUAGGGAGAGACCAGGGAAUGGAGCCAUAAGCUGGAAUCGAACCCUGGUUGCUUAGGGGGCAUAACCUCUGUAUGUGGGCUUCAUGUAGGCCAUAGACACCCUUCUUAAGUAACCCUUCUGUUUGUUUUCUUGGAAAUUUGGCCUCAAUAAUUCUCUGAAUAUUAAAAUAACCGCUGAUUGAUUUUGAUGAGCUUACUUUGUAUUUUGGAAUAAAUUGGCUUUUGAACUGUUUUUCCAAAAAUAUACUUCUAAUGAGAAAAACGUUGGACAGCUUUUAAUUAAUGAUGUAAAUAAUUCUCUUUGAACACUUAGAUUAAGCACCUCUUUGCCAAAUUCAUCAAUCAAAUCACCUUCUUGUGCGAUUUACAGUCUCUAAUUCUCCUCACUUUUUAUCAUGAGGUAUAAAAAUAAACUGGAGCCAACAUGGGAGGAAUAUGCGAUAAAAAAAGUUCCCAUUUGCUGAUUUUUGCUCUCAGUUAACAGCAGAGUACAAAAUUCAAGAGAAAACUGUAAAGGCCACCGACAGCCUAAAACUUUCUGUGAGUUUAUCUUGAUUUUCUGCCAUGUUUUCCUUAAGUGUACUCUGUGCUCAGAUGUCUUAGAUGUCCCCACAUAAUGGAACAGAUGUUGCUGCAUUGCAUUUUAUUCCGCUGUCCCUCUCUACUAUCCUCUUCCUGCCUGCUUUUAUUAUCUUUUCUAUGCCAAAAUGUCAUGCAGUAGCACAUUAGCUAGGUUCUGUCUUAGGAUAACACACCGUCUAUACGCAUAUACAGGAAAAGCAGUGUCACUUUAAGCCUCUUGUUACACCGCCUGCAGAAUAGCAGCUUUAAGUUGUGCUCUGGAUAUGUUAUAUGUGUGUCGACAGGGGUACUACUAGGUUGCGGUGACCGCACGUGUGUGUCACUCUGGAUUAUCCUCAUCUGCAGCCAGCAGUAAAAGCAUCGCAUUGUUAUUAACACACACCUUUGAAAGCCAUCAGUGCUAGCUACUCUGGCUGCUCACUGACCUACACACUCACACACUAAAUCCUGAAAUAUUUAGCGGCAAUGAUCUGACCAGCAGUGGAUGUAAAACAGUCAACCUGCCACUGACGAACAAGUAAGCUCUUUAAACGGAGGAGAAAUGUGAAUACUGCACAUGAGGCUGCAUCUCUGCACAUAAAAACAAAGAGUAAGAAAUAUCUCAGGGCUGCGCCAUAUGUUGUUUUGAUUCUGCAGAGUCCUACAGAUGGUCUAAAAUAGUGCUCCCUGUCAGAAAAGCUAUCACUUUCAGACAUCUCUUCCUCUCCGAACUAGGCCUUCAGCUUUACUUAAGUCUGAAUAAUUCACAGUUUUUUCCCCCUCCCUUUUUUGUUGUUUUCCCUCUAUCCCUCUCUCUCUCUCUCUUUCUCUCUUAUGUUUGCAGGUUGCUGGGAUUAAAGGGGUGUUCCUGUCAAAUAAAGUUGUUGAGAACCAAGUGAAAACUUAUAUCACAUACAACAAAGGGAGAGACUGGCGCCUUCUUCAGGCUCCAACAACCGAUCUCCAGGGAAACAAGGUCUAUUGUGAACAAGUAAGUGGGCCACUGACAAGAGAGAGAUUUGCUUAUUUGGAUUUCUGUUAUCUGCUCAAACAAAUACUUCCCUGGAUCCUGCUGUAGUAUGGUCAAAGACUGUCUCUCAUAUGAAGGAAGCUCUGAAAAAGUCAGGAACUGCACAGACCUUUCAAAUAAUUGAACAUACCUGAAGGGUUUGGGGUUUGAGGUUGGAGCAUGACUGAUACUGUACGGAUUACCGAACCUCUUGAAGCCUACUUGUCCUAAAUCAGAAAGACUUUCAUCAAUGUCAAAAGUCUGAAUCACAACCAUUUUUUUCCCAGUUUGAAACUGCCCAUUCAUCUAUUACACUAAACACUAUCGAGGUAUGGUGAAUUUUACAACAGAGUAUUAAGGCCACAUUAAGAAGAAAAAAAAUGUAGACUUUGAGAUUAAAGUCGUUAAUUUACGAGAAUAAAGUCGUAAUAAAGUAAUUAUAAUACUUGAAAUAAUGUGUUGAUGUGCCGAAAGAUUAAUAUUUCCUUGUUUGAGAAACCUUUAUUGAAGUAAAUUUUCACAACAACUGUCAUCUCAAACAACAGGGUAGAAUAUGAGGUCUGUAUUCUGACUUUAUUCGUGUAAGUAAUUACUUUAUUACAACUUAAUUCUCAUAAAUGAUUUUAUUUUGACUUUAUUCUUGUAAUUAAUAGUUUUAUUUUAACUUUAUUCUUGUAACUAAUGAUUUUAUUACAACCUUAUUCUCGUAAUUAAUAGUUUUAUUAUGACUUUAUUCUUGUAACUAAUGAUUUUAUUACAACUUUAUUCUUGUAAGUUAAUGAUUUUACCAGACUUUAUUCUUGUAACUAAUGAUUUUAUUACGACUUUAUUCUCAUAAUGAUUUUAUUAUGACUUUAUUCUCAUAAGCUAAUGACUUUAAUCAUAGUCUUAUUUGUUUUUUUUUUAUAUGGCUCUAAUAAUUUGUUGUAAAAUUUAAAUACAUGUUUCUAUUAAAUAGUUUUUUCCAUCAUUUUAACUUUAAGCAGUUGUUGCUGAAUUUUAUCAUUGUACAUAUACAGUAAAUAUAAAAUAAAAAAAGAAGUUUAUGAGUCCAUAAAAACAUUCAAAUAAGAAUAAAGUUUGUCCUUUACCAAAGACAGCCAUGAUAAAAAUUUCACAGAGGCAGUUUUACUAAAGAAGGCUACCACAAAUAUGUCUUUCAUCUAAACUACCGUUUCAUAUACUGCUGCCUUUACCACUGCUUCAGCUCACUCCUCUUGAUCUCUUACUUUACUGGCUUUUGAUAAUAAUAAAAAAAAAACCUUGAGAAUGGAGCAUUAAUCAUUACUACUAAAGCUUUGGUGUUUUCAGCUUUUUAAAGUUUCUGUCUGUACUUUGAUAUUCAACACCAACAGCACCACUUUACCCCUUUUACUUUUAACAGAGGCUCGAUGGUGUACAAUAAUAUGAUCGUAACAUUUUUAAUUGUAAAACUCCCCGUCCCAGUUUUCUCAGAUAUAUCAGUUAAAGCAUUCAGCCUAACUUUUUCCACAGAAAUGCUGUUUCGUCUCAAACCUAUCCUAUCCUCAUCUCAUUUUGACUUGAGGAAACUAAUCUGCUUUGUGUUUCUGUGUUUCUGCAGCCUCACUGUUCCUUACAUCUCCACCUGCAUGUCUCCGAGAAUCCCUACACCUCUGGGAACAUUGUCAGCAAAGAUACAGCUCCAGGAAUUAUAAUAGCAUCAGGUGAGGAGCUUAUUUGAUUUGCACCUUCGAUUUUUCACAUCCAUACUGUUGUUUACUUUCAGUCAUCUCGCUCCCGGUUCUCAGGUUGUGUUCCCAGCUCUGUCUUUUUCAGCUUACAGGAGUUUAAAAAAGGAAAAUCAGAUCAGUCUUUCUUGCAGAUCUGCUCAAUAGUUUGUCAGUGGAAAAACAUACACACUAUGUUGAUGCCUAACUUUUUUAUUCAGGUGUGGUUGGACCUGAGCUGACCAGUACUAAUGUCAGUAUUUUCAUCACAUCUGAUGCUGGAAACACUUGGAAAGAGGUACAGUAAGAUGUUUUAAUAAUAUCCGCUUUUCUUCACCUUUACUUUUUAGAAACGUGGCAAGUUCAAUCACGUUUCUCUUUUUACUGCAGGAGCUUUUUUUAAACUUGCCUUGAACUUACCCCCAAUUUAAUGCAGACACAAUGAAAAAAAAAAAACCUCAACAUCAGUCAGACAUUAUCUGAAUAAAAAACACACUGGAUCUGAUCUGGCUUUCUAUGCUAACUUUCAGCUCUCCCUUUUUUUUUUUCGCUUUUGGUGCUUGACACCGUUACAGAGGAAUAAGGAAUUGAGGUUUGACACACAGGCUUGUUGUGUGAGACAUGUGCAUCUCUGAUCUGCAAAACCGAUAAACCAAAAAGAGCUCGCUGAGUUUUGCCAUCGGCUUUAAAAACUCUGCAAACCAACAAAGAAAGCAGCCCUUGCUUGAUGCAUUUGUUUACCCACACAACUGAGACUCCUGUGUAAAGAGCAUUUGAAGUUUCUACUCGUUUAGUGUGUAGGAGUAAAGACGCGUGUUCCCUAUGUUGUCAGUGAUGCAUACUGUGUGUGUCGACUUAAAUGAUUCCUCUGGUGUGAUAAAAAGAAGCUGGUGGUGUGUGCAGGUUUUUCAGGAGGAGUACAGCGUGUUUUUCCUGAAUCAAGGAGGAUCUCUGGUGGCCAUAAGACACACACCUCUGCCAAUUAGACAUAUUUGGUAAGGAUUUCCGAGGACGGAGUGCAUCGUUUUUAGGGACUACACCCGAUCUUUAAAACAGGGGCUGAGACUGUUUCCCUGCUUGAGGCUUUUCUUGCUGACUUGUGGUGGGUCUGUUUGUGAUCUAACCAUUGUUCUCUCCCUCAGGCUGAGUUUUGAUGAGGGCAGAAACUGGGACAAAUAUAGCUUCACCUCCUCUCCUCUCUAUGUUGAUGGGGUGCUUGGGGAGCCUGGAGAGGACACCCUCAUUAUGACGUAAGAUAUAAAGAAAUCAGUAAGCGCUGAAAUGUCUCUAGUUUGUUAAUUAACACGCUGAGAAAUUAUAUGUCAACGAGAUGAAGUCUUAGAAGUGAACAUGGGCUUAUUUAAUGUGGUUUUGAAAGGGGUUUCAUUAGCCGAAGAUGUAGGGAAGUUUCCUCAGCCCACAGGGGGGACAUGGAUCAAAGUCAGAGCAUCAGAUUAUCUAGAUUUAGGCUUUUCUCCGCUGAAUUUACCCAUUUACUAAAUGUUCCUGACCGUGUUUGUCUGACUUGUUUGUGCAGAAUAUUUGGUCAUUUCAGCCAUCGAUCUGAGUGGCAACUUGUGAAAAUUGACUUCCGGUCCAUUUUCCAACAUCGCUGCACAUCUGAAGAUUAUGUGACAUGGCAGUUACACAAUGGGGUAAGAGGAUCCUGCUCCUCCCCGACUGGUGCUAACAUGAGACUUCUUGUCAUUGAUUAAACUCUGUUGAAUCUCUUUGAUUCAGUCACACAAUAAAAGCCAGAUGGCUCCCCAAAAAAAAAAAAAAACGAGAGAUAAAGAACCUCUGAAAAUGUUUUUGAUCCAUUAUUCAUCACAGGAUGAAGUGUGCAUCAUGGGAAUGAAGAGAAUCUUCCAGAAGCUGAAAGCAAACGUUCACUGUGUCAAGGCCAGAGAUCAGUAUAUUUCCCAGAUGUCAGACUCCUGCCCGUGCACAGAGGCAGAUUUUGAGUGGUGAGUUCCCCGCUCUGCAGCUUCUCCUUUCACUUCAUUAAAUCUAGUGCACAACGCUUUAUAUGUCUCCAGAGGCAGAGACUGUAAGGCAGACCGAAGGCACAACAAGAGGAGUAUUUGAAGAUUUAUAUGUCAUAAUUCAUAACCUCUUUAUCAUAUUUCUGUUAUCUUUCUAUAGGAUCUCUGCAGUUCACUUGGCUGUAGCUUAUAGAGUUAUGCAUGAAUAAUUAACUUGAUUUAUAGCUUUGCAGAGUUUUGCAGUCUAGUUACCAAAUCUGGAGUGUUUGAGUCUCAGCCCAGUCCUCGUUUUUUAAUAUUAUCACUAAUUAUUAGAUCACCACUAUUUCACUCCAAACUAUUAAGUGUGUGAAUCUCAGGAACUAGGUGAGAUGUUGUUCUGAAAGUGAGGAAAAGCACUGCAUUUAUUAACUUUAGAUUCUGGUGGAUCUUGUCGGCUUAUCUGCACAUCUAAAUUAUCAAUGAAGUUAAAGCGCUGUGUGUCAUGCACCACAUCUCUCUCUGGAGAUACACAGUGUUCCUGCCGCAGGAGUCUGAUUAACUCAAAAAUACCUGCAACUCCCUCUCUAUUACUCAGAGUUUUACCUGAACAUACACCUUUGACCCAAGGGUUAAAUUACCCAUGAGGCCAACAUAAACACGAGCACAUUAGCAGCUGGCUGAGAGUAAUGUAAUCAUUAGUACUGUGCAGGUAGCUUUUGCGUCUCAAUUACUCUCCUGGGUUUAACCUGGGCAGAUGUCUGUUGAGGUUUUAACUCACCCAGUUUUUCUUGUUGGCUCUUUUACACAUUUAACAUACUGAAGGGCUCAUGCUUGAGUUUGAGAUAAAAUCUUUGAAAGCAAAACUCACAAUCUAUGGCACCUCUUUAGGUGACAUGGCAGGAACAGUUGAAUCAAGACCCUAUACUUAAAAACUGACCCCCAAAAAACAAUUAAGUCAUUCUGAAAAAUAAAUACGUUUGAGUCUUCUCCAUCUUCUGAGUCUUAUUGCUAAUGCUCAAAUCCAAGUCUGGGUCAAUGGUGCUAAAGCCAGAGUCAAGUCACAAGUCCUGAAAAUCAGGAUUUCAGCCCAAGUCCUGGACUUGAAUAGUUCUACACUGGCAAAAAAUGUACUUUUAAGUGAUUUAUGUCUUUUCUGGCCUCGACCAUUUACUGCAAAUGAAUAAAAGUAAAAAUAUUCACACUGAUGUUUAACAUAAAUCUCAUUAUUGUCAUUGUUAAAAUCAUAAGUUUAUCGUAUUUGAGUUAUGGUGUAAAGUUGCUCUAUUAAGCACCCCAAAUUAGAUAACUUGAGUUUGCUGUUCAUGGUUUAGAUUGAUUUAUUAAUUUGCCCAAAUUUCCAUUAAAAUAUUUGAGAAUUUGAUCAUGUUUUUUUUUUUUUAACCACAAUUAAGAUUAAUAGAUGUAAAAAAAAAAUAUGAAUAAAUAAACAGAAAAAAGACGACUGAAAAUAUUGAAGUCUGUUCUCAGAAAUCAGAGGAACAGUUCAGCCGCUUUAAAACGGUUUUCUCUGUGUCUAAUGAGUCAGAACUUUGUGUACGUCACUUCAGCAUCUCAUACUUUCUUUUAUCUCUCUGAUCUCGCUCUCAGAGCUAAAUGAGCAGCACUCACAGCUAUAUUAAACAAGCUUAACACCACGUAAUUACUAUAAGGCAUAUUAAACUUUCCAACUCUGGCUCCUGAGAUUGUGUUCCCCCUGAACACAAUGACAGGAAUCUGACAGAUCUCUCUGACUCUGCCAAGGUAAUAAUUGCAAAGUGUGCUAACACGCACAAUGUCUUCUCUGCUCCAAGAGUUUGAUACAUAAAACAUCAAAUCUUACAUUCUCUAAGCUGCUGGGCUGUUGCAGGUUCUCUGCUGUCUGUAACUCCUCUACUGUGUGUGAUUCUGUUUGAGCUUUGUAUUGGAUAUUCUAAAUAAAUGAUAAGUAAUCCCAAUUACUCCCUCUUUGUCUUCCACCUGAAACAGUGACUACGGGUUUGAGAGACAGGUUGAUGGGAGCUGCACUCCGGCUUUCUGGUUUGUUCCUUCUGCAACCUUGAGAGACUGCAUCACAGGAGACAGCUUCCUAAACACCACAGGGUACGCCCGCCUGGAUGUUUGUAUUGGCAUGAUAUAAGGGAGUAGUAGAUAUCCAAGCAUACAGAUGAACAGUGGUGGAAAGAAACCAGCAUACCUUUUUUUUUUGUGAACAAAUUUUAGUGAAAUUGUAAUACACGAUGAUAACAUACCAUACUUUUAAAAAUAAACCUAUUCCCCCUCCUUCCACCCAACCCUUCAGAGCUCCUUAUCCUAAGUUACAUACAUAUCUCAUUGACCGUAUAUACUAUAGACAACAUGGUUCUGCCUUCCGCCAGUAUACGGGAUUUAUGACCUAUACUGCAGCCCGUCACCAGAGGGUGCUGUUCUCGAGGUGGCUUCACCCAGCGAGGAGGCAGACGGCGCUUAUUCUAUAUACAGUCCAUGAUAUAUCUUAACGAUCACUAAGGCAGGACAAGUGCCUGUCAACAGCAACAACUUUGCCAAGUGAGGCACAUCAAAACAGAUAAAAAUGUACAUAAAAAAAAAGAUUUACACUGUAGAAAAGAUUGUUGACAUGUGGCAUGCCAGCAUUCCACGAGAGCCGCCCCACACCCAACAAUGAACUAUGGUCUCUGUCAAAGCCCACUUUGUCCACAGAUCAGAUAUUACUACUCUACAUUAAUACAAAGUACAGAGAUAGAGACCAGAUAAUAGGUUUAUUAACUACACAACAGGAAGCAAGGUGUUACUAUGGAGCAUAUACUUAUCAGUAUUUGGUGCCUGUGCUUAACUAGAAUAUCCAGAUUGUGUAACCUCUCGUGGUAAAUCUUGUUCCUUAAAUAUCGCUGUAUCUCUCUCAAAGCCUCUCCACACGUCACCUUUUAAAACUGAACACAUUUAAAAGAUUAAACCAGCCAUUUUGAACCUUGUUUGUUUUUUUUCCCCCUAAAGAGAGUCUGUUAGUCUGGUUGUGGCUCUUUGUUGUAUUUAAGUUGUCUAUAGGUUGUUGGCUGCUUCAUGAACAAGACGUUUUGCCUGUGAACUGCUUUUAAAAUGUCAAGCGAGGCCCACUGAUUUGUUCCACAGUCCAGGCUCAAGGCAAAAGUGUCUUAUCUUUAAGAGUGCCUCUUUGCAACAACCUGCCACAAAAAAUAAAGACCCCAGAAUGAGUUUCGAUUUUAAAUACCCUCUUAAACACACAUUCGUACAAACAAGCUUUUGUGUACUCUUUAACACUAUCAGUAUCCAUUACGAUGUGAAUAUGUUUCUUGCUGAUUUCUCCUGGAAUUGUGUUUGAUUAUCAAGAUGGGUACAAUACACUCAUGCAUAUUUUAAACAUUAUAUAUCUGUGAUUACCAGCAAGAUUCGGUUUCACCACUCGUUGAGAAUCACUGUGGGCUCUCAGUGGGUAAUGUGGAUGUGUUAAACAAAUUAAAAUUUAAUUUAAUUGGAGAGAAAAAUCAUUUAAACUACAACUUUGCGCUGAGAGGAAAAGGAUUACACAUAGCAUUAGAAGUUUCUGAUUAGGGGCGAAUUCAUAACAAUAACCAACUAACUAUCAGCCAUGGGGGAGGGAUAGGCUUCAAAGCAGAAAUACUACUGGAGGGUUUUUCAGGUAGUUCUCUCCCUCUCUCCCACAGUGCCUCACCUUUAUUAUAGUUGUUUCAAACAAAUUCUGCCUUUUUUGUUUACUAUCAAUGUCACGUUUUCAGUUUUGUGAAUAUUUUAAGCAGAGUUUCUCACUAAACUUUUGGAAGAGUGAAUUAAAAGUCUACAGUCUGAUUGAAUCUGUUUGACGAACUACUGCCACUAAUGCUUUCUUCUAGUUUUAUUACUUAUUGUUGUCAGUAAGUAGUUUUAGGAUGAGCUGCAGCCAAGGUUGCAGGCAGUUGUGGUGCAUUACAACUAGUGUUGUGUAGCUCGCAAACGAUUCGUUUAAAAGAACCAAAUCUUUUAGGUGAACUUACUGAACCGAAUCACUUUCUUGAGUGAUUUGUUCGUUUCUCACUUAAGCGUGAAGUAAGAAACAGCAUUGCCAGUCGAGCAGCUAGCGAACGAGGGACCGUAUGCACCGAUGCCUGAAUCACUUGGUGAACGAAUCAUGCUUUGAACUACACUCUCUGGAAUCAUUUUCGAAUUUUGAAUUCAUUUUUACAGCUAUAUUGCCAUCAGAACAACUUGCAUACAACAGGACACAGCAUGUAACAAGUAGUGCAUUAAACCUGCAGCAUCCUAUCAUUGCAGCGGUUUGCGAGGGAACGGUGAAUGUUCUGUGUGAAUUCUUCUAAACGUUCAAUGAGCAAAUCACUCACUGAGCCCAAUUUUCCGAGCAGACAUGUUAAUAGCAUACCAUAGGACAGUACACUUAAAACAUCAUGACUUAUGAACAAGUUCAUUUUUACUAACCUGUUUGUCAAAGCAACACAGCCCAACACUCUUGUCUCCCGGUCCCAGAAGCUUUGAAUUGAACUGAAUCCUGAAACGUUCAGCUGUGUAUCAGUUCAGGAGGUCAGAGUCGAAAGACUUCUCCCGAAAUGAUUCAGUGAUUUGGUGAACGAAUCUUUUGAACGAAUCUUUUCAGUGAACUGAUUCUAGUGAUUUAGUACAUUUAGUACAGAACUGCCGUGCCCAUCACUAAUUACAACCAUAAACUGGUAAAAAUAUAAAUAAUUUAAUGAGAUAAAAGGUGCAACACCGGUUAGAUUUAAAAAAAUAUGAAUUAACAACUUUUUAAACAUUUAAAAACCAUGACCUCCUCUGUACCACCAGGCCAACCACACAGGAGGAUAUGCCUCCCUCCAAACCUGUAAACCACACGCUGUAUUUGUUAGUUCUCUAGCAGAGACUGAAAAGUCAAGUUGUCACAGAUAGUAAGUAAACACUAAACAUUCAAUUAAGCACUGUUGUGUUGUGAAUGACAGAUUGUAACAGUAUUAAUUUCUGUUUCAUCGUUGGAUUUAAAUAUCCUUUAAUUGCAAGUCAGCUCAAAUGUGCCCACUUGAAACUGAUGGCUGGUGUUGAUAAAAGGCUAAUUGAACUGACAGAGCUGUGGGAGUAUGUAAACAAAAACACUUCAUUAUAUCUAUUAUGAAUGUCUUCCUGUGUGUGCAUUUGUCUGCUUUAAUACUCAUGCUCUUUUUUUCUUUUUUUGAUGAAUCCCAGAUAUCGCAGAGCUUUGUCAAACAACUGCACCGAGGGAACGCAGCUGAAGUACAGCCCCAGGCGACAAAAGUGUCCCACUCAGGCACCCAGGGGCCUCCAGCUCUUCACCAGUGAGGGAACACUGGUGGCAACACUGGGGAGGAAUGUCACUUUCUUGGUCUUCCUGGAAGAGGUGCUGAGUUGACAUAAACUAAACCACAACAUAGUGUGUAACAUUGUGAAAUUUCUUUUCUGAUUGAGAUCAGUCGCUGACAUAUAGCACAGAGGCGGGAGCAGCAGCAUGUCAAGUAAAUAUGCUGUGACAGGAUUUACAACAUGUCUUCUUUCUUGUAGAUAUUAUUGAACAUGCAUGCUGUUUUGUGUCAGUGACAAACAUCUGGGGCUACAGUGUGAGUGACAGUAUUAUGUUUCCUUUCUGAAGGGUCUGGGCUCCACCACGAGCAUAACAGUGGACUUUGGUGAUGGGACUUCCAUAUCUUAUGUAAACAUAAGCUCCAUCGAUGACGGGAUCAAGCAUAUCUACAAUAAAGUCGGCAUCUACCAAGUUUCUGCUACAGCGACCAACAGUCUGGGCUUUGACAGGGUGGUCCUCUACCUCCACAUCUCCUGUGAGUCUAAAACAGAAACUGUUGAGUCAAAACAAUCUAAUCCUGUUAACUUUGAAUGAGUUAUUUUGAGGAAACUGUCAUUUUUUUUCUCAGUAUGAUCUAUAUUAGGACCUACAUUAUUUACCUUUACUUUAAAGAGGAAUUUAGUGUCGCCAGCAGAGAAAACAUGAUAUUAUUUCCACUUGGGUUCCUUUCUAGUGGAGAAAACCUAAAGAGGUACACUGUAUUGUGAAAAAAAUAGUGAUCAAGUUCACUCUAUAGUACUUUUUUACAGGACUUUAUACUAUUAAGUGUACUCAUGAUGCCCUUCCAGUGGAAAAAUUACAAUAGUGUCCAUUUGGCUGACCUUUUAGUGGAGUAAAACUAAGAAGUAUGCUCCACAGUAGCCUUAUAAGGAAAGAAAAUGAUGGACACCGACUUUUAAGGGAGAAAUGAAGAUAAGAUUACCAAAACUGACUUUUGACAGAGAAAAAAAAUGGUAGAAGUGUCUCUUUUGGACACUCUUUUAAUAUUGGAAUGUGCAAAAUGCUCUCUUAGGUCCAUUCCUAAUAAAAAGAAAAAAACAUGAUAGUCUCCUCCAAGAUGACCUACAUGUGGAGAGAACUUUCAUGAAGUGCUCUUUGAGCUGCCCUACCAGAGAAGAAAAAAUGUUCCUCCUUAGUGGAUAAAAUGUUCACUUGAAUGACCAUUAAGAUUAGGAAACUUGACAAAAAUUUUCCAUUGUGUAUUUUCUGUAGAAAGAAUGAUAAAAAGUAUCUCAUAGGAUGCCACUGACAAAACGUAACUUCACCUUCUUUAAAGCAGCACCUUUACCUUCACCUGUGUUCAGAGUGCCUCACAAAGGCAGCAGACUCAAACAGGCAGGACAUUAAAAUAAAGGCUAAAAAAAAACGAUUAAGAAAUAACUUGAAGUACUGGUACAUCAAAUUUGUUUGGGGAGCUAUGAAAGACAUGAAAUUCUCAUAAAUGGAUUUCAGUAGUUUUUGAUUCUGGUGAAAAUUAGAAAGCAAAUAACCGCGACAAAAAGGUUACGGGUUAGGAGAUCAAAUUCAACAAAAGCUCUUUCCUCUUCAUCCUCUUUUGACAACAGAUGCAGUAUGAUUUUAACCACAUGCUCGAAAUCAUUUUGCGCUUUUAUUUCACCCCCUACCCCUCAGACAGCCAUCAAGACAAGAGACAACAAGAAUAUUAAACUAUAAAACAAAUAUGCUCUCAAAUCUUUUAUUCUCUCUUCAAAUUGGCUCAUUAAAGCGAGAGCCAUCCGGAGUUUCGAGUGUGACUCACUCUGCGUUGGCCUCAGAAGCGACUGUUUGUCUUCUCUUUAUUGACAGAGAAGAUCAGCAGUGGUCAGUUUCAGUUGAGCUCAUUAUAAUGGAUACCAAAUGUGACAUUUUCAGAACAUCCAUGGAAACUUGUCAAACCGCUCCUGCUGUGCAAUCAACUUCCCCUUUGUUUGACACUCAGAGCGUUCAAACAGCAUCUGUCUGCCUACAGUAAUGCUGUAUCUGUGGUUAUACAUAAUUUUGAGCUCUGUUUUGAGUAGUAUUUGGACAAUUUCGAAUAAAACAUGAAAAUGUUGUUUUUGUGAUCUCUCUCCAAAGGUCAACUUGAGCAAGUUCAGCUCUUGGCCGCAUCUGUGGUUGUCAAGAACAAAGCAGUUAACCUCACAACGGUGUUACGCCCCAACAACGUGGGAACGGUCACCUAUUACUGGUGGUUCGGUAACAAAACAGAGGCAAGCCUCACCUCCGCGCUCUCCGCUGUGUAACAGAAUGACUCAAUAGAUUCACACGUCACGGUGAAUCUUCUUCUCUGUCACUUUGUCUUUCAGCCGGUGGUGACCUUGGAUGGAGCGAUGUCUUUCACUUUCUCCUCAGAGGGGAGUCACUCUGUUGUUGUUCAGGCUGCAGUGGGAAAUACAGUCCAUCAAGAUGAGAUGACUGUUGCAGUUUAUGGUGAGCUGCAUGUUGUUUUCUUCACCAUUUUAUUUCAUCUAAAUACUGUAACAGCAUGCAGAUUAUGUAAUCCAAUGUGUUUGUUUAAUUGAGAGUGAAUCAGUACUUUGAAAUCCUUAAUACUGCCAGUGAUCAGCAUUUUGAAAACAUCUCCUUUAUCUAGAUCUGCAGACUUGUUUUUUUUUUGUAGCCUAAAUCAGUGGGCAGAGUUCUUUUCAUGCCGAUGGCUCAGUUCUUAUCACACGUUGCAUAACAAAUAUUUCGGCCUAGGUAAGACACAAUGCUGUGAGAGCUGUCUCUUUAUUUCCAAUUAUUUUCUGUGAACAAGAAGGAUUUUGAACUCCACAAGCAUCCUGAACUUCUGACAUGUUUUGGAGGAGUGUUCUGAAUGGAUUUUUUUAGUCAUUCAUUGUCCAAUCAGAUUGAUUUAGAGGCGCACCACCUCUGGAGGUGACAACAAAGGUAACCGUUGUGUUGAAACAAAUAGCCUUAGAAGGAAAACUAUAGACUGCGUAUUAAAAUGAAUCAUGUCGGCCAAAAGAUCAAGUGUCACUGACUGGCUGAAUUACUGAUCAUAAACCGCGCCUUCUCCGUGGAAACAGGUGGAACACUACUCAGACUAUAAAAUUGAAUAAUACAUCAGAUUUAAAUUUCUUUAAUUUGUUGUCUGUCAUUUUCUGUCAUUCUUAAAGUGCGGACUUACAAGUGUUAAUUUUAUUUACUUAUUUGAUUUCAAAACAAUAAAUGAUUGACAGCUCUGCUCCUGCAGUGCUCUGUAUUGGAUUACCGGAGUACAAGAGGAAACAUGGAGGCAGAUUUUUGGCUUCACACUCCUCAAUAGGCAGAAAUAAAAGCACAUUGUCCAUGUGGUGGAUGAAACAAACCAGGAAUUCUGUUGCUGUGAAUUUAGCAGCCAUAGUCGCUGUGAUUUGAACAGAAAACAGCAGGUCUGGUAGUAAAUUGGAGUGUAUUUGGAGGUCAAAGGUUUGUUUUUAAGGACGUGUGAUUCUGCUGUUGCCUAGCAAGCUGUUCUUUCUUGCAAUUGUGGGCUUUGAAAUAAUAAAAAAAGAUUCUCUGCUUUGCACCUUGCUUUAUCUUAAAAAAAUGGUUUAACAGUUUUUCUUCUUGAAAAGUUAAAGCUGGGAUCUCUGUGGCGAGGAGUGAUACUUAACUCUGGAAAUUUUUGUAAAAGAGUUCAGCUAUUUUUUAACCAAGACUAACACUGUCAUUAAAAAUGGCAUGUACAUGAAACUAGUAUAAACCCAAGGUCACUGUGCCAAUUACAGGUUUAAGAGGUACAAUUUACAGGGUGUGACAGAACAAUCAAGGGGAUAUAAAAGACUACAGUCAACAUCAGAGAGCCUCUAGAUCAACAGACUGAUCAUUUAUUUUGUUUAAAUCUUUCUAAAUAUUUCAAGAUGUUAAAUUUCUUAUUUAAAAUAUAUAAAUCUCUUGGGUUUCUCUUUGAAGUAGAUGAAAGAGUUGGAAAAAAGUAGAUCUCCCUUGAAUAGCAAUGCGUUCAUUCAUCGCUGCCUAUAGCUUAAAAUCAAUAUAUUUGAUCUCACUGAGAAAUGAACAAAGAUAAGUUUUAGGGAACAGAUAAUGAUGGAAACGAGGCUAAAAAGACUAAAAUAUACAUGUGUGAGAAAUUGCUUCUCACCAAAGUAGAGAAGAAAUCUCCCACGUUAGCCUUCAGGUACUUUUGGGUUAUAAUUUACAAAAUGCAGGGUCUUUAAAAUAGUCAAUUAAUCAUUUAAUGUAAAUCCACAAAUGAUGAGAGAGAAAGAAGUCCAGUCAUCAGUUUUAAUUUGACAAUCACACAACACCGUUUAAGGCAAACCUUCAUCUGUCAUUGUGAAGUAUUCUGCAGGAGGCCUCAAAAGAGUUGAGUGACGUUUUCGAUUGUUUUGUGAAAUAGUGUAAGUAAGGAAGUAAACUUUAUUUGUUUAGCACUUUUCACAGACAAAAAAGUCACAUAGUGCUUCACAUAGACAAAAAUAAAAAUGUACAUACAAAUUAAAAAGCCAAGACAACAACAUUAAACAGUCACAGCAGCCCCAAAACAAUUAAACAAGAGCCUGAGCAAAUAAGUUUUGAGUUGGCUUUUAAAGGAGUCAGCGGGGUCAAUUAAGCGCAUUGAGAGAGGAAGAUCAUUCCAACGCCUGGGGGCAACAGCCUGGAAGGAUCGGUCUCCUCUGGUCCGAACGAAUGCGCGGAACCAUCAGAAGAUCCUGAGUGCGUAGUGUCUGAUGCAUAAUUCUUCCUGUGUUUCAGGUUAUUUUCGGUCGCAGGUUUUGGCCUUCUCUUCUAAUCUGGAUGAAAUGAACCCGGGGGUGUCUGAGUGGAGGGAGGACAUUGGCAGAGUGGUGAAGAGCUGUGCGGUUCAGGUCAGUAUGGUGAAGACUGUUAUGCAUUUAAAAGAGACUCUGGAAAACCUCGUUCAGUUUGUGACAAUUAGCAGCUGAAAAAAAAAAAAAAAACUCUGUUGUCUGUCUAAGUGAGCCCGUGACAUUUUCAUUGUCUGUUUAACUGCACAUGAAAUGUAUGCAUGAGCUUUCAUGCCAAGCUUCGCACUUCACUUCUUGCAGUGUGUCUGACCUCCCCUGAUGUGUAAUUAGCUGUUAACCUCUACAGGCUGACACGGCUCAUCACCCAGCAUCAUUAUUACCAGUCCAAGCUUUGAACUGAACUUGUCAAAACACUAAAGGCCAUUAAGGGACAGAUGCCAUUUGCACUUUAAGAGCUGAAUGCCAUUGCCUGAAGACCAAAACCUCCAGUGAGGAGAGAGUACUGUGCUUAAGUACGCCUAGUUUCCCCACUGAGAUACUGAGCCGAUCCAGUAGCAGACUUUAAAGCUGACGAGAGUCACUCACAACAGCAAUCAGGAUCUGUGCAUUUAUUCUUUAAAUACUGGACAGGGUACAGUAAACAUGCACUCACUCAGGCAGAGGCAGGUUCCUAUCGCUCUUGCUCUCUCUCUCUUUCUCUCUCUUGCCAUCACAGAGCUUGUACUUAUUUUGUUGGACACUUUUUUUAUGUGCGCCAGUCAUUAAAGCAUCCCCGCUCAAGGUUACUGUUAUCAAAGAGAGCUAACAAAAGUAGAAGAACGAGAACACAAAAACAUGUUUUUGCUACUUAAAAUUGAACAAAAGAACAACAGUUUUAUAGAAAAUAAUAGCUUUUCAUUGAUAGUCUUUGUUUUCAUCAAUUCAUUUCAUAAAUCUGCAGACCAUUGGAAGUGGAUUUUAUCUAUAUCUAGUGGAUUUCAUGCAUCUGUAUUUGACCUGACUUUAACUUUAUCGUGGGCUCAUAAAACACAGAUGUGGUCUCUGUGACAUUACCCGAAGAGACAUUUUGGAGCCAAACGAUGGCUGUCCCCGUACUGAAAAUGCUGACUCGACAUAACUGUCAGUCAAGAGAUGGAGCUGGUUAACCUCCUGGUGUGGUGUGUAACUUCCCAGUCAAGUCAGCCGUGCCUCUAGCUAUCCAAAGUUGUGUUUUUUGUCAUCUAAACGAGUGCAUUGAACUUGCACAUAUUUUGGUGAGCAGUGAACUGAACGGCUCAUAAAGUUGAACAUGAGGGUAGUUCAUUUAGGAGACAGAGAUCAAGCGCUCAUAUUCAGGGAGGAUUUGAGAGGUUUUCCUGCUGUGAGCUACAGCAGGCAAAGCUGGAUUUACGGCAUGCAGUGCUUCUCACAACUCAGAUGUAGUAAGCAGUGCUGAUGAAUUUGGCAGUUUUAACCAUUUGAAGUGGUUUUGUGAACAAAUCAGGAGAGACUCCAACGAGCCAAAACUUGUGUGUGUUUUUUAAAUGGAGAUGAAUUCACUUCUUGUGUUUGUUUGCUCAGUGCUUCUUUAACCUUGGCCCUUUUACAGCUUUUUUGGAACGUGUUGCAGGAUCAAAUUCAAAAUGAGUGAAUAAUAAUUUCAAAAAACAAUGAAGUGUAUCAGUGUGAAUAAUAAUUAUCUUGUCUUUGUGGUGUAUUCAGAUGAAUAGAGGUCAAAAAAGAACUGGCAAAUCAUUGUAUUCUGUUUUUAUUCAUGUUUUACAUAAUGUCCCAGCUUAUUGAAAUUAGGGUUUGUAUUCAAGAGGAUGAAAAAAAACACCUCAGCUUUGUCACUUAUAAAGCAGAUUUCUCUUUUGCUCAUGGGUGUUUAAGUCAGAACACUUUGUCAGAUAUUCAAGCAAGAAAUUAAAGCUGUAUAUGUGUCUUUAAGUAAUUUAAGCUGCAGGCUUUAAACUUGACAUCUGUCUAAGGCUCUGAUGAGUGAGAUAAUUUUGUGGACACUUAGCUUAGUUAAAAAAAUCAAAUAAUAAAUUAUGAACAUGGGAGCUAGCUCAUUUUUAUUGUAAAAAAAGAUGUUUGAUGCAGUUUUGACCAUGUUUAAUUUUGCCUUAAAAUGAGCAUAGUUCAACAUUCGACAUUUAGGAACGUCUUUGGCUCUAGCAGCCUGCCUCAAGUGGGCACUUGUUGAACUGCAGUUUUUUUACACUUCCACGUUUGCUUCUGGAGGUUGCUGCCUGGUCCUUGUCUGGUAUUAUGGUCAGCCGCAGUGAGAGCCCAGAGGAAAAAAAAAAAAGGUACAACCAAAGCUAAAACCUUUCCAAAUGAAACUAAAACCAAGCGCCACUGAAAAAAUAAUAAGAACAGGUAAACCAAGGCUCUACUCAUUUAUUCAACAGAGGAUCAAAGAUACACUUAAAUACCGCAGUGCUUAAAACUUUAAACAGAGAAUAUUGUAAUCGGGCUUUUGAACGCCAAAAUAAAAAAAGGUAAUUUCAAAAUAAAAAAUGUCCUCAACUACAUGAGGUUAUGUGCAAGACCUGAAUUCUGAGCUCUAUUUAUAUAUAUCCCACGGUAGCCCUCAGUAUGAAACAUUCACUUUGACCUUCUGUCUUGUCAGAUAUUACCUCGAUUUACUCCAGGAAACUGACAAGAGACCUCUGGUUACAGCAUUACUGCACUAAAAGCCCCGGCCUUUACCAAAGACUGUCUAAUUCAACUUGCAUGUUUUAGUCUAUCCAUGCAUUACAUCCUGACAGUGACUGCGGCUGAGGCUAAUGAAAUAUGGAGCAAAAAGCCAACAAAUUUUACUCAUUAAUACAGGAUCUCAUUCACAGUGUUACCUCAUCCAGAAUGGCUGGAAGAACCUUUUUAAUGAGGCGUUGUUGUUUUUUGUUAAAGGUCACAGGAAUCAGUGAGGAUCAGCUCCUGGUCACUGUGCUUCCAGGUUUACCAACCACAGCGGAGAUUUUCAUCGUGCCCGAUAGGAGGGCUAGACACGGAGCUGUGGAUGAAAAGUGGGCACACCUGGAUCAGGUACGUCCUCAUCAAAUUAAUUUAAUAGGCUCUGGCAGAUGCUCUUUGAUUUUUUUUUUUCUCUCUCUUUUUGUGGUAAUUAAAGCAGCACAAAGGAAAGCUGGGAAAGUCAGAGACUGUCUCUAGAGAGAGCAUCCCCAGAGAAUAUGUCCCUCACUUUGAUACAACACGGCUAGGUUGUUUGUUCAAGCUUCAUUGUUGUGUUUUUAAGAGAACAUAUUUGUUAAAGUUAAAGCAUUUCUGUCACCAGAUGGUUAAACCUUGGUUUACAGCUUUAUUGUUGGUAAUAUUGACAAAGGAAAACAAAUUCUUCUUGGACAGUCACGUGCUAAAGGUUGCAUGUUUUAAUCACAUUUCUGCUUAUGAAGAAAUGAACUGUGCACAUUUCUCAAAUCGUAGUCUUUUCUCUUUUGAUUUUAUAGACAGUAGUGCUUUUGUCCUGAACUGGAGGUUUUGCCUGCAGCAGUUUGUGUAUUAACGCUCUUGCUUCAAGCGAAAAAUUAUCCUGCACCAAAAGUUCGUCUAAAAUCCCAACCUAAUAUAAAACAACAACUUUAAUUCUAGAUAUUUCCAUUAUUUCCUCUGCAAACUCUCCCCUGUGUAAAGAGUUGAAGGACUAACCCAAUAAUUGCUUCAUUUCAAAAACUGAAACAUUUGUGAAUCUUUCUUUAGUAAUUACAGCAAUCCUCCUUAGUUAUCUCUGAUUCUUGUUUCAAAUCUUUAAUUUCAUGUAGUUUUUCACUGUAUAAUUAUGACGUUAGAUGAUUGCUGUUAUAUAUUUUCAUGCUGGGUUUUAUGGAGCCCCUGUAGUCCCACAAAGGUAAUACUGUUAUUACGUGGAUAUAAGUUAUCAUCCACUGCAUCGAAGUUACUACCUUGAGCACAGAAUUCAUAUGUGGAAAGUGGUUGUGUUCGCUCUUCUCUUGCCUCUGGUGAUGAACCGGUCAUAAACAUUGGCUGGAACAGUGAGUCUCUUAUAGGCGCCAAGUUAAAGACAAAUCUCAAGAAAAUGCCUGAACACUGACAGAGAAACCUCAGGCUUCUGUGGGGUAGCGUUUCUACAUCAUGGAGACUGAAAAUGUAGCUAUGCGCUAACAAGCAAACAUGGCAUGGUGAGCAGAAAUGACUCUGCUGCGAAUCUUUUUAACCACUGAAAUGUUUGAUAUUAAACAUGGUGGUUCUCUCAAACACAACACAGGGGUAAAUGGGACUUUCACUUGAGAAGAGAAUGUGGUUGAAGGCCUAAUGAAUUCAUUUAGAGCUUAUUAGAGACACAAUGACACACCCUUCAACUCUGCCCAGCAGAGGGCGCUUAUAUAACAUGAAAGACCAGUCUCAGGGGAACUGAUUAAAGUACAUUAUGAGCAGUGCUGACACAAUCAAAAGGGCAAAUAAGGAGCAGAUAAUGACCUGAAAUGAUAAGUAAUUGCAGUUGAUAGCAAGAUGAAUUAUUAUCACUGCUGCAUUCACACAGAUUAAUAACUCAGUAACAUGUACACAUGAUAGAAAUAAUCAUCUCAUGCCACUUUCUAUGGAACCAGACGGAUAUUUGACAUUUUGUCCAACAAUAGCUUACAGGUUAGAUUUAAUAGGCACAGGCUCAGGCCUAUUAAUGAGUAUUUUGAAUACAGUUUCAGUAUAUCUGUCUUUUUUUUUCUUGUACUUUGAUGAUAAAUAAAUAAAUAAAUAAAGUAAUAACUUUUCUGAAUACUUCCAUCAUCUUAUUUUGAAGUGGUCCACCAAUAUGAAAAAGUUAGUGGAUGUAUACAAUAACUUUGACUUCUAAUAACUUUUGAAACUUUUCUUUCAUUAUUUAAUCCUGUUUCAGUCCUACUUUAUAAAAUCAUAUUCUUCCUCAUAUGUUCACUGAAAAAAAAAAAUAGAGUAAUGUAUAAAGUAAGUUAAUCAUAAGAUUAGAUUUCUUAUGUUUUCUAUCAAACAUCUGAAUAAAUAUACUAACUUAAUGACCUGAAGACAUUGUGCAUACAGGUUUUUGGAGGUCUGACUGCAUACCUUGUACGUAUGUGGUCAAAAUACACAGGAGAUACCAGUACUUCACUUAUCUACGUUGGAUAACCAAUCGUCUUCCUGUUUUUUUAUGAGGAAUAUCAAAUCUAGUUAAAAUCGUGACCACUGGAUUCCAUAAAUUUCAGUGCAGUAUAAAAAUCAGCUUGUGGAGACUUCAUUUUAGGGUGGUAAUACAUCACAAUGAGCAUUAUGUCGGUGCUUAUUUUUGUCAAAGGUACAUUAUUGUUGCAUGGUAACAGAGUUUUAAGUGCAGCUGGGUUUGGAAAGUCUGCACUUCAUUGCCGUGCAACAGUAAGGUUAACUUUGACAAAAAUAAAUGCAGACAUGAUGCUCAUGGUGAUGGAUUACCUGAGUCGACCAAGUUUAACGUCUGUGCAAAUGUAUUUUCAUACUGCUCUGAAAUAAAUGGACAGCACAGGCUGCAUGGAAGGCAGGAGGAACACUAUGUUAUUCCCUGGAAAAGGUCAGCCGUAAUGAAGCAAGGAUAUUUUUUUUGUAGUAAUUGGGGUAAAAGAUGCAACACUGGUGUGGUUCAUUAAAUGAAAACAAGGGUGGACUUUUAAUAGCUGUUCUGUUAUUGGCACAGAGCAUCCGCCUUAUCUCAUAGAGUUUUAUAAAAUAUUGAUUUAAUUUAGUGUCUAAGUUGUGGAAUAAAAACCUUCGAUUCCCCUCUGAAUCUUCAAUCAGGGAACUGUAGUUACAGAUUAAUAAAAGUUUAAAGAUAGGACACAAACCUAAACUGUGUUCUGAUGUUUUCUUCUUCUGCGAAGACACAAAAAAAUCACUUAAAGUCAUUGAACAAGUUUAAGGUUCAGGUAAUUUCUAAGAUUUAUAAUAAUGUAAUACUUCCUGCAAAGCAAUGCUUAAUUUGAACACUAGAGGGCAAUGUCUUCCCAUGUAAAAGCCCUAAAACGGCACACAUCAGAGAAAUGAUAUUCACAAAGCAUCUCUGCACACAUUAUAGACUCCAUGCCACCUUUCAGGAGUUUACAGACUUUCAUAAACCUUCCAGCCUCUUUGGUGUUCUAUUUCCUUCAGCGAAACAAGUGUCCUUAUCUUUUACAGCGUUAUAGAAAGCUAUUAGAAAAAACAAUAACACAGAGCUACUUUUUAAACCUCCAGCUAAACAAGCUCAUUUAUUCAUCAUAACGGAUAGGGCCACAACAUAUCACAAGUAAACAUCAUUUUGCUGGCUGGCAGUCAGUCUUGAACUAAGUUAAUAGGUAUUUAAUUACAUUGAUGCAUCAUAUAAUUGGCAUCAUGGAGAAAGGAGGCAAACUGGGGCAUGCGGCCUGGAUUGGGAAUUAAAGAGAUGUAUUUAUCUAAAGCCUGUCUGAUUACCUGGCAGAACCUCACAGACAAUAGGGUAAUAAAUCUUCAGUUCACUGUUCUCAUCUCCAGUGAAUGACUUGCAGCACGGCUGCAUUAAGCCAGUGUGUGCCCACACACACACACACACACACACACACACACACACACACACGCGUGCAUUCGCUGAGUGUAUGUGUGAAGCAGCUUAUUAAAAUGUGUAAUAGAUUUACUGACCCUGAUAUGCCACUAGAACAAAAAGUAAUUAUUCAUACUGUGUAGAGCAGUCUAAUUUUAACCAAUGGAAAGAUUUUAGAAAGAGCGAGAUGGAAUUAGUGAGGCAUGGCUAAGGACUCAAAUGGGCUCCAGGAAGGCAUUUUGGUCUCUUGUUAAAUGACUGCUUCAUCUAGGUGUGAAAAGCAGGAGAACUUAAGGGAGAGAAAUUAAAACUCCAAUUUUAUGAUUUUAGAACAUGGGAGAAUUUCCAAAAGCUUUGCCCCUCUGAACUUCUUAAUUUUCUCUUUUAAAAGGUAAAACUCCUUGUUUUGCGAGAAAUAACUUAAGCCUUUUUUUUUUAUCGAUUCUCACCGGCUGCCUCUUUACCUGAUGCGGAACCCGUUGCUCUUAAAAGCAGGCUGGGUUUGGGAUGCAGCAGGUUUGGUUUUCCAUGUCAUAUCAACGUUUGCUCCUCUUUAGACGGCAGCAAAAAUUCUGAUUCAUAAUUCAGGCUGCGGGAUGAAAUGACUUGGGCUGAAAUAUUGAUGACUUUUGAAUAUUGCUGUGCAGCCACCACUAACAGUCCCCGUCUGCUCUGUCACUCCUCCUCAUAGCUUUCUCAGGUUCUGCUAAGUGCUUUGAACCAAGACCUCAUCCAGUUCACACUCAAACCAGGGCUGCUGGUGAAUGUGUAUGCCACACAGCUGUCUCCAGGUGAGUCUGCGGCUUCUGACACCAACACACCUACCUGGACAAACGGCGGUCUGUCAGUCCUGUUUUUUGGGGGGGAAAGUAAUGUGUCUAAGUUAAGAGUUAAAAAUAUCAAACAAGUUCACAGGAAGAAAAGUAUAAAAGCUGUCAAAUGGUUUGUUGUUUGUUUUUAGUGUAUGUACUCAGGGCUCCCCGGCGAGCCAUCUUCAGAGCGAUUGAAAAAUCCUGGAUGAAGUAAUCGAAACCAUAAAAUCUUGAUUGGACAUUGGCUUUCUCAUUCAUUUCUCUUGAAUAUGCGCAGUAAAAACAACACAGCGAUUAUUCUACAUUGACAUUUAAUAUGAUUGUGAGACAGUUUGCAUUAUUACAAAGCAGAAAUAUGCAUUUUUCCCCUCAUUUGUUCUCCGUUUGUCUUUUGUUCUUUUUACUUCAAAGCUCCUCUUGUCGACAGCAGUGAUAGCAGCCACAGCAGCACGGCAGUCAUCAUGCUGGUGUCGGUCGUACUGAUGGGCUUGGCCGUCUUUGUGAUAUAUAAAUUCAAAAGGUAAAGUAUACCAGGUUUGAAUUAUAAAAUCAUACAGGCAGAGUAAAACUUUGUCCAAGCCUAGUCCCGAGUUCUGAGUCACCAAUGAAAAAUCUGAGUUCGUUAUGGUGUCCCAGUCAAGUCUUAAUUGAUUAAUAUUAUAAAGGGACAGCUGUUUACUCAAAAUGAUUCACCGCAUGAACCUUGAAUGACAGUGAUGAACCUUUUGGAUGCAUAGAAAACACAUUUUAUUCAUUAACAUUAGAUCCUCUGACAGGUAUGUUUUAACAGCUAUUAACAUCAGAGCGCUGUGUGUCAUAUAUAAAUGCACACAAAGUAUUAUAUUUGCCAUGGUGGGAUGACUCCAGGUGUCUAUUAAACUCAGAAACACCUGCAAAUCAUUUGCUGUCAAUCCCCGAUCUAACUAACCAAAAAUAAUUAUAACCAAAUACCAACAAACUCUUAACAGUUACUGAAUUACAGAAUUUCCCCCCCUGGGAUAAACAAAGUAUUCUGAUUCUGUUAUAUAAUCUACAGUCCAGUUAGGCUAACUUUAACAUCCCACUUACAGUUCUGCUCCAUCUUGUGCAGAUGUCUAAUAAAGCCUGAGGUCUUCUUCUCCAUCUUCUCCUCAACGUUUCUUUUACAUAUCACACAUGUUGCUCCGCUCUUACAUGCAUUUUAAGUGUGAGUCCUGUUCAUGGCAUGUCUUUGAGCCUCCUGGCCGAAAUGGUUGCUGAACAAAACAUGCGUGCAGGUCAACAAAGGUCCUGUCUUUGCUCUAUACAGUGAAUAAAUAAUCAGGGCCUGAGUCCUACAAACAGGGCUCAAGUACUACCAAGUACUACCACACAGGCACAUCCAAGACAAAGGAAAAUUAUCUAAAUAAUGUGUGAUGAUGAAUCUUCUCAUUUUCACACAUCAUUACAAAUAUUCAUGAUGAUGUAGUUGUUAUUGCUGUUUUGUUUAACCGUGUGUUUGUGUUGCAUAAUGGUUGGUUUAGAGUCGGCCCCAUUAUGUGCAGGCGGGCGCCUCACCGCUGAACUCUUAAAACUUUCCACAGGAAUCCAGCCUCCAUUUAUCUCGGAGUUAUAGACACUGGCGGCACAAUAAUAGCUGGAGGAAUAAGACAAUUCCCCUCUGUCUCAAUCUGCAGAAUAUUACGGGGAAUGACAGUCUUAUCAAUUCUCCCACAGAGCUGAAUGGGUGUCAGAGUCCUGCAGUUAUCAAUAUUCAUCUAUCCGACAAUGUGAGGCUUGACCUUUCGGAAAUGCUAAACACAGCCAUCCAAGGUGAGGCAUACUCUGCAGAAUGGCAGGAAAGGUUGAGGUGAUAAGUCCUGAGACAACAUACAUUAUACAGUGAGGGACAUACAGUAAAUAGCGUCCUGUUCUGCAGGUAAUCCCAUGCCAAUCACAGGGGGAUGGCUUGCUUUCCGAGCAGUUUGCGGAGUUCUACUCAUUAUAAAGUACAACAUAGCUUAACUCUAACUUUUGGGAUAUAAUUACUACAUUAAGAAAUCAAGUUUGGGUUCCUAAAGCUGCCUCAAAUGUCACAGCACCAGCUGCUGCAUGGAAUCACAAGGGGGGGGGAUCUGAAAUUAGAAAUUCAAGAUGUUAGUUUUAAGCAGAAUUGCGGGUGCAUCUGAAGGGGAUGAAAAAUUGAUUGAAAACUGAGGUGAACAAUAUGAAAGUGAGAGAGCAAUGCCCAGUGGAACGUAAAAUGCCCUAGUUUCCAGCUUUCAAGCAAUCCUCUCCCAUCUUUAACAGUUAAAAAUAGUGUGUGACACAUUAUGCACAGUGAAAGCAUUAGUGAAACAGACCUGAUGGCAGCUUUCCAUUAACUUGCCGUUUUUAAAACCACUUUUUUUUUCCCUUUUUUUUUUUGCCUUCGCUCGGCCCUGCAGGAAGAUUCCCGGCAUCAACACAUACACUGCAGAGCAGCCCGACAAAGAACAAGAGGUCAUCCCGACGGUGACCUCCAUCGCCGUCCCAAAUCCUGAGGGGGACAAGCUGACCUCUUUGGAUCAUGUGGAUGUACAGCUGGACUCCAAAAGCCGAGGUAUUAAUGUGUCCAUUUCUUCCUCUAAGAUACAGUUAUUAUUCCUCGAGCGUACACAGUUCAUUCACAUUGUUAUUUCCAGACUCUUUAGUUUGACAACGAGAGUCUGUUCUUGAUGUACUUCUGUAUUCAGUCAGAGUUAACACGCAAUCAGUGGUAUCAUUUUUGCAGCAACAAAAGGAGAAGCAAAAUGUUGGUAUACUGCUCAAAACGACAAUAGAGCGUCUUUGGUUCUCUUCGAUAAUCCCUAAUCUGCUGGAAGGUUUGGAAAGAGAAGUAGGCAGGAGCCUCCCCAAGCAACACACUCUUACAAUACAUACAGUGAUUUUGACUCGGGGUGCUUUUAUUCUAUAGACCUUUCUCUGAGUUGUGUAGGAUUUUUCAGGAAAUAAUUCAGAACCUGCUCUGAAGUUAUUGCAGGUCCGUUGCAUGUGUCCAAAGCCGCAUACUCGCAUGCUACCUAAUAAAUACUCAAACAGCAAGUACUGCAUUCCGCAUACUGACUUAAUGGUGAAUAUGACAUUUACAACCCAUCCUCUCUGGGUCAUAUUAUAUUUUAAACCAGUCUGAGCUAUGAUGGCUAAGCUAGUUUGCUCUUUUCCUUUUUAAAAUUCAACAAGAAUAAUCAAAUGUCCAUUAUUUAUAGAUACAUUUGUGAUUUACACAGCUAGGUAGUUAUUUUGAUAUACUGUCCACCAUGACAAAUAAAAUGUGCUGCUUGUUGCUGGGGGGUUAGCGCUCCAAUUGUACAGUUUGAAGGAUUCUGAUUAUGGUUGUGUAUGACAACUGAGCUUCUAUAAUUAAAAGUUAAUGACUAUGACGUGAUCCAACCACUUGGCUGAAUCAGCACCAGUAUUUAUCCUCAUGUCUGUGUCUUUGACAGUCUUCAAAAUUCACUUGGGCAAAGUGUUCAACAUAGUCGGCACAAUCAUCCUCCCUGAGUGAAGCCAAAACACUUGAAGCUCCCCCAAACUGGGGAAAAUAAACUUUUAAAAGCAGUUUCUCUCUGAGUUCAGUGUGUGUUUUGGUGAGAGGGAGGGGAUGGUCCACAGCUCCACCCGCCAGACCGACUCUACGCACGCCUUGGCUCAACCAGUGUAAUACGUCAGUGUGUAUGGAAGUAGUGCUUCUGUUUACAUGUUAAAUGGGAGGAGACUGAGACACUGUCUGUAUAAAUGUGCAGCCUGAAUGAGGUAUUAUCACAUUACCCUUCCAUCAUUUCAUUAGAUUCAAUUGGAGCUCGUUCUCCUGUAAAUGUAAUUAAUUUAAGGAUGCUCUACCUUGUAUGGCGGAAUCUCCUGCCAGCUCUGGCAGACUCUCAGGGCAGAGUUUACUUCUGCUGAACUUUUCUCCGUUAAUUUGCACAAACACAGCGCUGCACUGUUUUUGGAAAUACAGUCAUUUUUCUUGUUUAAUUAGUACAGCAGAAUGGGUUGGCUUUUCUUAUACUACACAUCUAGGUUAGCCAAAAACUUUGGGAAAAAGAAAGGAGUCCUAUAACUAGGGUAAACUUUUAGCCCCUAGCUUUAGUGUGUCUUCUUCCUACUUUGCACUGUUCAACUUCUUUGAGGUUUUACACCUCAACAUCUAUCAUUAUUAUCAAAUAAUUCAUCUGUCUUGUUAUUUUUUAUGCGUGUAAGUUUAUAUGCUUGUUUCUUGGCUGAAUUUUUGAUGACAUGUAAAUAAAAGCUAACUCGGUGGGUUUGCUAUCCACUUACUUUGCUCGAAAUCACAACAAACAGCAGCAUGGCUCUCAUAAACCACUCACAGUUUGCUGAUUGCUCUGAAAAGGUUCAUUACUCGACAAAACUGUGUCAACACAUCCUCUUAUGGGGGGCAGCUUGACUGAACAGAAGGCUAAUGUGGCCAUACCUCAGAGCAGAACACUGUUGAAUAUUUUAAACCCAAUUUUGUAAUUACAUUUCAGAUUUUGUUGACUGAACUCCCAGAAAACAGACAUGUCACAAGCUCAUAACAGUCUGCACAGUUUUGCUCCACAAAUGUUAAUUAAGUUUCUGCUCCAUGAUUGCGUGAACUGUCCCUUUAAUACAGCAGCGACCCAUUUAAGCUUGUAAAAAAAAAAGUUGAGGCUCACUGACACUGAAGAGAUACGACAUAUUCGCUUUGUUUUAAGUGCCCGUGCUGCUCUUCCUCCCUGAGAAUUAUCACACAAGUUGCCAGGAUACAGUUGUUAUGAUGCGCAGUAUAUUUAUCCAUUCGCUAUCCUGGGCUCGGCACUGCGAGGUAUUAGUAUUCAAAGGUAAGUGAAGCACAAUCAAGUGUCAGCUAAAGUGAUGAGAAUGUCGGGGUGAAUUAUUUGACCCAAUAAAAUAAUUAGAGCAUCAGGAAAGUACCGGAGUGGUGAAAGCAUUUUCAUCAAGAAAUAUCUAUGAGGUUCCGCUUGAUUUAGCUCCAGCCGUGGCUAAACAAUCGACCCAUCUGAGAUAAAUGUGUUUGCCUGCAAAAAUACACCCGUAUGCAAAUAGCAACAUAAAAUCCCCUCUCUGUCUGUUUCUUUUCUUCUCCCUUGCCAGGGUACCUGCCAUCUCACACAGACAUCAAGCUCUCUGAUGAAGGGCCCCAUGUGUUUUAAUGUUGGGAGUCUAUGACCGACUCGAAAGCAAUACAUCUUCUUUGGCAGUUACUUCCAGCAAGCUAUGAAACCACGGUCACAAUGGAUGGUCUCGAGUGUUUUGCUACCCAUGCAUGGAUGGACCAGUUCACACUGUGCUGCCUAAUCCCUCCGAGGAGACUGUACAGAUUUCUACUCGCUUCUUGAAAAAAAAAAAAGGGACACUUUUUGACUGAAAAUACUUGUAUUUUUGCAAGGACAUUGAUCUUUUUAUGUAAAUAAUGUACAUCCAUAAUGGAGGACGUAAAAGUUAUUUGUCUCUGCUGGUAACAGCUGCGUCUGCUUGAAUAUGAAAAUAUCAAGCAGCAGAAACAGAUGUAAUGUAUGAUAUUAUCUCCAAAUAUGCUCCUGUUUCUGUUCUUCGGGCCUGUGUUUGUGAAGUUUACUUUGUUUAACUCUGUGGAAACAGCUUAUCUGAGCAAGACAGUGAGGGAAGCAGAUUCAUUAAGCUCUGUACAAUCAGUAAAUCUUAUCAUCACGUUCGCAUCAAAUGAAAGCUUGCAAUAUCCAGGAGAUGAGGGAGGGCUCCUAGUCCCAGAUCUGUGUAUUCCAUCACGCCUGCCGCUCAGAAUGUUAUACAUGUCAUAACAAAAAUAAGGACCGAAAAAGAGGAUGGAGGUGUCAGAACGGUAUAUACAUCUGUUUCCUUUGUUUGAGCCCGUCGAAUGAGUCUGUUCUGUGACUUUGAAAUGAACUUCAUUAAGGCUGAUUCUCCCUUAAACAGAUUAUUUCUACAUUUUAUGAGCUCAGUCAUGCUCACGGGUUGUUUUGCCACAAUGAUCUCAUUUUUUUUUGUUUUUCUAAUAGCAACUGUCUAUCAGACUGUUCAACAAUGCAAUGACUUUUAAACUUGUGCAUCAUAAUUUCUGUUGCUGGGAGCAUUUGUUGUAGCCUGGUUUUUCGAAAAGUUAGUUAAAUUUACAUUUUCUGAAUAAUUCCAGCAUUUAAGGAGUAAACUUUGGAAUUAAUGCAACAAAAAGUGCCAGAUCUGUAUAAUAAUUCACUUUUUAUCAUAAAUCCAAUAGACUUAUGCUCUAUGGGAUAAAUGUUACUCCUAUUUUUGUCGCCUGUCAUCCGACUGAUCUCACUGUGAAGAAGGGAAGUACAACUCUGAACUACACCAGGUUUCAAUUGAUUUCUCUUUUUUGGGUCAGAAAAACAACCUUGAGUUUAUUUAUUUUUUAUUCAUUCUGGACUGUUUAUCCGCCAUCGUGACACCAGCAUCUCCACACGGCAUUCCCCGAGUUUACAGCGAUGCAGAGGUUCCUGCAGUCUGUUCCAGGUUUGCCCCCCAAGGACUCGGAGGACAAAAGGCUGUGGAUUUGUUCAUCUCCUUGGCUGCGAGGGACACGGAGAUAGAGAAGACGUAUCUGCUGUCAACAAGGCUCAGCCUACGCGCAGAGCUUUGGUCAGCUGCUGUCUCUUUGGGAUAAGUACUGAAGUUCUUCUUCAUCAAACUUUUCUUUUUAAGUGUUGUCAGCAUCAUAUGUCAGAAAGACAAAUUGACUAGAGGCCCCUCCAUACUUCUUCCCUUCCAGUCGUGGGAUCGAGCCUGAAGCAUAAAUAAACUCUCUCUCGUCAUCAGGUGAACGCUGUCUCUCUCUCUCUCUCUCUGCACCAAACAUUGGAGGAGUUUUAUUUUGUGCUUGUUAUAUAUUUAACAAAUUUCUGUUAACUCCCAAUAUCUGACCUGUGAAUACGAUUGUGAAGAUAUUUGCAUGAUGUAUUUUUUUCCUCUUUUAAGAUACUUAAAAUAUGUCUUUAUUAGGGAAAAAAUGAAAUGUUAGAAAUGUAAGCUGCAGUUUUUCUCUGGUUUCUCAACAGCUAGAAAACUCAUUCAUUACAAGUGACGUGAUUAUUCAGUGGGUUGUUUCUGUGUCUUUCAUUUGAUCUUGCAGAGGUGACCAUGGUUGCAGAAUAAAGCAGAAACACAACAUUAAUGCAGCAUUGGUGUUUGUUAAAAUCUCUGUUUUUUUUCUUCUGUUUUUCAAUUUUUUGAAAAUGAAGGUCUUUAAAUGCAGCUUUUAAUUUGUUUGGGUUGAUUUCAUCAAUUAAAAAGUGUUCAAAGGGAGAAAUUAGCAAGUCUGAAUCAUAUUAGGAGUUUUGAUCGACAGGUAUUCUCACUUUGUUGAAUUAGUUUUUAUUCCACUUUGUCUCUAACAAGUGUUGCUUAGCAUGCUAGAAGUUUCACCGCAGCUAUUUGCAUGAUACAAUGGGAGCCCAGCGGCAGGACAAUGAGAAGUAGCCUGGAGUGAUUCUAAUGGGCUGGUUUCUUGGCUCUCCCACUGAGCAACAAAUUAAUUACCCCCCUCUCCAGGAAAUCAACACAUACACACACAAUCAGCUAAGAUUUUCCUAGUCUGGGCAGCACCUUGAAUGAAAAAUGUCCCACAACAAUAACCCACAGCAAUAUUGUGUUAGCCCCAGUGUGAAAUUGAUGAGCAUGUUUCCUUUCAUUGAGUGCUACAUUACGGUGUCUGGCUGCAGCGAAUCAUCCAUUAGUGAUUGUCACCGUUCAAUUUGAUUGUGCGCUGCUGAACAUCCCAGGGCAGUUAGAGAAAGGCCUUGGUGUUAAUUCAGACUGAGAGCAGGAGCGAGAAUAAGACUCUCGGGGCGUUGAUGGCUGCUGGAGUGAUGAAGAUUGGUGUGCGAUAUGGAGCUGUUGAAGUGGCAAACAAAAUGCAAAACAGAGGAACAAGGGCAUUGUUGCUGCAGAUUUGUAUUUGAAGAGUUGUUUUAGCCAAUCAGCCGUACAGUCCUGUCCUCCAACCUUGCUGUCUGUUUGUCAUUUUAAUGUGCACAGCUUUUAUGCCUUCGUGCUGGUACUUAGCGAGAGGCACUUUAUGCUUUUCUUGAUAGUAAUAUCUCAGGAUCUUCUCCUUGAUUUUCCUUCAGAUUUGGUACAAACAAACUAGAUAGGCCUGAGAAUGGAAGGUUAAAAUAAGGUAGCCACAGGUUAAAUGACAAUCCCACAGAUCAGGUCUGUUGUCUUUUCAUCCCUUAACAUGAAUAUUUCUAAAUUUGGCGCUUAAGUCCAUCUAGAUUUAGGAAUGAAGUGACUAAUUCUGUCUGAUGCCACUCUCGUUAACUCAUAAGUAAAAACCGUCCCAGGUAUCGCUCACUUGAAUCACACCUGUAAGUAAGAAGAAAAUCCCACUUUUACAUCAAUACACUUACUACCUUCUAUCGAGUGCCCAUUAAAGCUCUCAUUUAUUGUACCAAAGAGCUGAAUAGAUAUAGAUGUGAACUGCAACUUUACUACAAGGCAGAGUUAAACAGCUGAGGGGUGAUAAAUCUUUAUCUUUUCAGAUCUGGAGACAGAAACGUAGCUCUUCUAACACCAGUCCCUCUUAACAAAACCAUCAGUUCCUCAUCAUUCGAAUACAGCCUCUGUAAUUGUUCCAAUUAAAUCCGUAUCUGGCAACUUGAGUGAUCAAGUGAUAGAGUGAAAUGAAGCUCAGUGCGAGUGUCAAAUGGGAAUCUUCACAUGGGUGUUAUCACACUUGUGCCCAUUAAAGCCAGCUUCAGAGACUCGGUGGAAUCAUUAAAGUGCUCUGCUGAGACCGAUACACCGGCUGCUACAAGACACCUGUGUGUGAGAUAAGACUUGAAGAUAUGGUAGGAACAAAGCUCCAUGAACUCCUUUGUCCUCGGGUUUAUGUCACGACAAGAUGCACAUUUCUCAUUUAAUGACACCCAGAUUAGUCUGUCUUGACAACCUUAAGCAAGGACAAAAAACUAUUAACAGUGUAAACCAUAGUACAAUCUUCUUUAUCCUAGUAACAUAGAAAAAAAAAACAAAUUCCAUAUAAAAAUACAUUUAUUUUGAACAAUCUUAAAAUGGCCAUUUGUUCACAGUAAGAAAUAUGAUUUAAAACAAGACGUUUUUAUAUCAUCAACAAAAAUGAACAAUAUCAUAGAUCAUGCACAACUUUAGGCGAUUGCACGAGUAGACUAUUAGACAAGGUGUUUACUUAUUCGUUUAAUGUGUCAAGUAAACUUUAAAACCAGCCAUGGAGUAUAUACAGUACUUGCCCAUCCUAAUUUGGUAAUUAAGUAGUUUUUUUUUGUUUUAAAUCAGAGAGUAUUAUUAGGGCAUGCCACUGCAAAAGAAAAUAAUGAAUAAAUCAAGUAAAAGAAGAGUUCAUUGUGAGGCUUGAAGUCAUGAAUACUCUGCCUGUGCAGUGAGUUGACUUUACAAUAAGGUAGGAUGAAGCUACUGUAUAGAUUUACAUUCUUUCUUUUUUAUAUACAAGUUCUGAAUCCAGUGUUUCCACCUCUUAGGCCAGACUUUCCUGUUCUUUUUUCACAUUUGUGUUGUGUAACAUCAUCUGAGAAACAGUCAUUAAGAGCACCAUGUUAUCUUACAAAGCAACUAUAUGUGUCUUCCCCAAAAGCACUCACAAAGUCAAAUGUUGACAGUUUUAUGUAUUUAUAAAUAUUCAUCACUUUAUAUUUACAACUCUGAGACCUGUAGUUCAAGAGCGGGAAAUGUUAAUGUUUAUCCAGAGAGUGGCUGAACUUUACGAAGUAAAAUAUUGGCUAAACUUUAUCUGUGAACUUUGUUUAACACCAUAAAAAGAGAACUUUCUGUGUUAUCUGUCAAGGAAAUAAAUAAAAGUCAUAAAUUAUAUAAAAAUGACAUAAAAUACUUGAUUACUCAUGCCCUCAAUCCUCCCCCGGUUCAUACAGUACCUGAUAUAGCACUCUUCUGCUGAGUGUCCUUUUGUGUGUCUAUGCGGUAAUGAACCGUUUAGAGUUGAACAAUGUGCCCCUCACAUUACAGGAAAAUACCAUGCAAAAAAACAUAAAACUCACCCUAUUUUUCUCUUGUACUGAACCACAAGGUAGGGCCUGUGUCCACUAACAGCUUUUGUUGUGCAGGCAGGUCCUACUUCAUACACCAAAUCAAUGCAGUUCAGAGUCCUAAACAGGAACACCGUUAGCUGUGCUUUGUUGUUGCUCUUCAAAAUUUAAAAAAAGUUGCACUUUUUGAACACCGCUGUGCUUGUCAGUGUAACGUACCCAUUGUCAAUCAAAAUAAGGAAGGACCAGGACUUCUGAUAUUCGAUGGAAAAAAAAAAAAAAUUGUAAAAGUGUUUUUUUUUUUUUUUGUAAAAGUAUACUGAGCUGUUUAAAAUGACUUGAUGGUCUUUACUAAGUGCUGUAGGAUAACCCUCAUGACCUAGCAAAAGCUAGUGAGAAGAGCUCUGACAUUAAGGUCAUGUGCCCUCACUUAAAAUGCAAUAAAUGGACACAGGCCCUCAUGAAAAUGAGGACUUAUCAAGAGCAGGCAGGGUUUCUGACAUUUGCUUGCCUCCAUGUAACCUCCAUGUAACCUAAAGUCAGAGGCAGUCAAGUAUUUUUUCUAAAAUCCAACAAAAUUUUUAUAAAAAACUGGAUAAACAUUGCAAGUGAGUUGUUGAUGUAGCGCUAACAAGCUAACUGGUGUUAUACACUACAUCCGAUUCAUCAUUUCACCGCCGUCAAACUAGAGGCCCUGGAGUCUGGCUCGUAGAACUGAUCUUCAUCAAGUAUUGUGAAGUAGAUAUUUAGUCUAUGUGAGUUAAAACAUGACUUUUAACAAUAGCAGCUAUAAAUGUGAAAUAGAAAAAACAAAAAACAAACAAACAAAAAAAAGAAUGCGGACAAAGCAAACAAUUUCAGCACAACUGUAACACAACUAUCUGUACUUACUGAGUGACAGAGUGCAUGUCUUAGACAUUAGUACAGUUUGGAAAUUCCCUUGUAACGAUUCUCUCCAUGUUUCUCCCAAUGCCACCUGUAAACAGAUAAAAACACAAACAAACAGGCUCUAUAAAAGGAUUGUGAGCUUGUUUGCACAUCAUAGGACCCUUGUUUUUUUACAAACAGAACAUUAAGUCUUUGGAGUAAUCAACAUCACACUGACUGAUUAUGAAGUUAAAACUGUCUUUUAUAGAACAGAAAAUAACUGUGGAUUCAGUCAGACAUCUCUAAUCUUUUAACUUCAAGAUCAAAUGGUGUAGAAGCUUUUCAGCUUCAUAAUAAAGUCCUCUGAUUCAUUCCUGUUGUCUCAAAGGAACGUGGCCCAUCCGUACAGGGCUGAGCUGGUGAUGAAGGGCUGAUAAGAUGAGGUCGCUGCGGUGACAAGUAGGGUUGCUCAGAUUGUGCAGACACAGACUUCAUCAAAGGUGCAACUUUUAUGUCUUGAAAGAGUCAGUAGUUAAACAACUGUGUGACGCUGAUUAUGUGUCACAGAGGACUCUUAUGCCGAUCCACAUUUUAACACAUUAAGUUCAAGUUUUGGAUAGUAUCGCUAAACUUUAACAAAGUCUCAAAACAUAAGUUGCGCAGGUGUUGGUGUAAUCCCCAAAUGUGUUUUCUGACUUCUCUGAACAGCUUGUUUCGAUUACAUUGUGAGACUUGACCUGAGCCUGAUACUGGUCUCUGCCAUCCUCUUAAGGCAAUGUCAAGGACAAGUCCACCUGACGGUUCUGUCAAGGACACGUCCAUCCAAAAGCUGAAAAGUCUGUUUUUACACUUAACUCUCUCUCUUUGUUGAAUCACUAUGGAGCAGAGAGAUGCUCAUAGGCAUUCGUGGUUGUGGUUGUGAAAGAAAAUCUCAUCUUUUUUUUUUCUUCCCAAGGACACCAGAAGACGGGGGAGACAGUGGGAAAUUUAAAUAUUUUUGGGACAACAACAAUCACAAUGUAGCUGUGAGACCUUCCCUGAGGGCUCACUAGAGAGAUGUAAGUAACAAUAUAAAAACAAGGUAAUGUAACAAUAGCAAGCUGCUAGCUUUAAAGAGACGCUACCGGCUGGGCUCAGACAUUUUGAUGAGACAGCUGUGAGGAAAAGUUACAGAAACAAGCUGGGUCUUCUUGAUUUGCAGUUUCUUGAAUCAUGUAAAGCUCUUCUUAUGAGUGUCCCAGACUGACAUUAAUAGAGAGUGAAAAUGAGUUUAAUGAGGUCUCCUUCAAACUAACAACCAAGCAGUAAAUUCAUCAAAGUAGAGACUUGGCUGUUGAUUACAUUUUUGAUGGAAAAAAGAAAAUAUUAGAUUUAAACUGUUUUCUUUUGGAGAUGGUUUAAAAUCAAAACAACAAAAGCUCAGGUAAAGUUGGGAACUAAGAACUGAAAGGUCAGUCAAAGUCUUUAAUGUCUCAUUAUUGACUGAAGUUUUUCCCCAGUGUCAGUCCAGGUUAGUUGAAUCUGUUGAAAGUAACGUGUGAAGUGGGAAAAAGACCUGAUCUAAACUUAAGUCAGUUUCACUUCUGCUCUCAAACUAAAAAAUGUAAUUCCAAUAAUUUAACUUAUCACUCGAUAAAAAAACUUUUGAAUUCUGGAUAGCUGAAGAUUUUGAAGACGGACAUAAACAUUAUACAGUGAUAUAUUUUUUUUAUCAUACUUUUCUAUAAUUUUUUUCAUAGUAUCCUAUGGCAUUUUUAAAAUACUACAGCAUGGCAUUUUAAUCAUACUGUAUUAUGAUAUUUUAUCAUACUAUACUGUGACAUUUUACCAUACUAUACAAUGACAUUUUUAUCACGCUAUACUGUGACAUUUUUUUUAUCAUGCUCUACUAUGAUGUUUUUAACAUAUUAUACUAUGACCUUUAAUCAUACUACAGUAUGACAUUUUAACCAACUAUAUGAUGACAUUUUUUAUCAUACUACACUAUGACAUUUUAAACAUAUGAUACACUGAUUUUAAUAUCAUACUUUACAAUGACAUUUAAGUCAUACUUCACUAUCACAUUUUUUUCUUACUAUACUAUGAUAUUUUUUAUCAUACUAAACUAUGACAUUUUUAUCAGACUAUUCUGUGACAUUUUUAAUCAUGCUAUACUAUGAUUUUUUUUAACAUACUAUACCAUGACCUUAUAUCAUACUAUACUAUGACAUUUUAACAUACUAUACAAUGACAUUUUUAUCACACUAUACUAUGACCUUUUUUAUCAUACUAUACUAUGAUUUUUUAAACACACUAUAGUCUGUAAUUUUUUUUUCAUUCUUUCGAGUGUGAACCUAGGCUAGAUAUCUUUACAACUGUGACAUUUUUUUUAAUCACACUAUAAUAGGACAUUUUUAUCAUACUAUACUAUACCUGCACAGUAACAUUGGUGACACAGUAACAUACACAAGUUUGAAGACAUGUUGAUUUAGACUUCAAUUCUUUGGACUUUGGCCCACUCUUUUUUAUUCCUCAGACAGCUAUCCAGCUGUUGCUCUAUAAGAAAAUCAUUCAUCUCUUCUUGGGUUUCUGUCCUAAUGAUGAAGUGUAACACCCUCUGUCUUUCUAGUUUUGGACUCCAGCAGCUUCUGAGCUCAAAUCUGGCUCCUUGGCUUAUGAUUGCUUUACUACAUUCACCCGCUAGCCAGUCUUCGACUAUGUCUGCCUCUGCUCGGGUAAAAAAAGUUGUAUAAAUAGCAAAAGAGCUGAAGGAGGCUGAGCAGACUGAGAUGAUAUCUCUAUGUCUGAUUCAUUAUUGAAAUAAUGAAUUUUAUGUUGCUGUAUUGUCUAAAGUCAUCUAUCCAACAUAUAGAUGACCAUUAUGAGUAAAAGUGUAGAUUAUUAGAGGUGUAAAAUCAUUAACUCCAUACAAGAAGUGGAUUUUGGCCGCCGCCUUGGGGCCAAAAGGGCAAAAAUUAAUUUCCAACAACCAAAAAUGAGACUCAUAAUUAACAAGUUGCACCAACCUGUCAUUUAAAGCGAUCAUGGAUUUAUGUGUAACUUAUGCUCAAAGUUAAGUUGUUUAAUAUGUGUGUUUAAGGAGACUGACUCCAACUCAGAGGCAGUCUCGAGUAGCCAUUUAAGGAAAUACAGUUUUUUUUUAAUUUUUCUAAUAUUCCUGAAUGAUCCAAAACAUUGACACUUGAGUGGGGCAUAAGGAUUUUAAAAGAAUUAACAGUAGUGUGAGUGGAUGUAAAAACUAGUCCCUGAUUGGCUGUUUUUUUAUGAGUGCUAUUAAUGUAAUUUUGCAGUUAUGUGAUAGCUCAAGAGUUGUUCUUAAAUGCUUUACUCUUACACAUCCCUACUGUAAGUGGUGGCAAGCUGCUAGAUUAUCAUGCUUCACACUCAGCUAAGAAAUGUUUUACCCCUCAAGUGGCUCUGCAGAGCAUCUUAAGUGGUCUCCUUUAAAGUUUUGAUAAGUGGAUGCAGGAUCAGACCUAAAUGCAUCCAGCUUACGCCAAACCAAGGUUCAUUAAAAAAAGAAAGCUUGUCUAUCUUUCACAGCAUAUGAGCCUCAAGGGGGUCUAAGCGAGAGACUAAAGCAUGUCUCUCAGGGAACUGUGGUUGAAACAGAAGAUUUUUAAUUAAUUUUACUGUGUCGUUUUACUUACCUUCACAUUCAGAACUUUGAGGAGCCCUAAAUCUAUUUUGCAGCUCAUCAAAUUAUUUCAAAAGAGCUGAAAAUAUCAACCUACCAUGAAGAGUGUGCACAUGUGAGCGGACUUCAAUCAUUAUAAUCAAUUAAAGGUUAAGUAACUACAGUCUGUGACGGUUUUUGCAUUGAAAAUGUCAUUUUAAUCCUUCAAAUCCUGCUUUCAGUGAUCCGACUUUGUUGAAACUUGUCUGAAUUCUGGUUGGGAUUCUUAUCUCAGCUUCAGCUGCUCUGUUCAAACUACCAGACUUCUUCCCAGAGCUUCCAAAGCCAUUAGACUAGAAUGGGAUCACAUAAAAUCACUGUACCCAGACAUUAAUUAAAUUAAAAGUGCUUAAUGUUUUUGCCUCUGGUAGGGGGCAUGUUUCCAACUGUCUGGAACAAGACCCCUACAGGCUUUGGAAAUGUGUCUCUCCUCUGUGAAAUGUAUUACAGAGGGACAUUGUGUCCAUAGGUACGGCAACUUAAUCUAAAAAGUCACAGUGUUUACGAUUAAAUAGUGUGCAAAACAAUGAAAUUGUUUUUUUUAAACUUCUGUCUUCAAGCCUAAAUCAGAAUGCAAGACGAAUAAACACCAAGUCUCAGGGUAAUAAUGGAAUCAUUAAACAGCAGGUAAUAAAUUUAUUUAAUCAAACUCCAAAUCAAAGGGGUCUAGCCUGCUCUGCCCUUUGCUAAAUCAACCAUUUCAGAAGUAACCAAAAAGGAGUUAAUUUGUUUCAGAACAGCAAGGACUCGGAAAGGGUAAAAACAGCUGAGAAAUGAAGAAUAGCCGAAAGUGCUGAGUGACCAGAAAAAAGGCCUGCAGCCCACAUGUCUGUGUCAGGAGAGCCGCAGUGGUGCUUAUGUCAAGUAAUCCGUGCUGUCUACAGGGACCGAACAGUUCCCAUCUAAAAGACAUCUCCGUGAGUGUCAGCCACGGCCAUCAAAAAGUUAACCUGACAUCCUGAUAUCUGGUUACCAUGCUGCAGUGUGUAAUUUACAAAAACACGACACAUCUGCUCUUCAGUGCACAGUGACCUCUCAUAGGGGAAUCUUCAUUUAAAAUAAGACGGGAGAAAUCUGUGUUCACGCUGAAUGUAGUUAAAAUUUACUCAAAACAGACACUCACUGCUGACUUUUAGGGCUGUAAAAUGUUAAUUAGUAUCUCUCACAGUGACACUCAUCCUUGAAAAACCUAUUUAUGAGAUUGAGAAGUGCAAAAGUAAAGAUACUUCUUCAUUUAGUCUUUGCAUAAAAUUUGCAGUAAAGCUUUUUCUGUACUAGGGUAAGCUUAAAAAAAUAAAGAACAAAUGUUCUCACAUACAGUAAUGAUGAUAUAUGCGAGGAGGUGAAGUGGGAAACUGGAAUUAUUCAUAUUAAAUUCAUAUUCAACGUGAAAAGUUUUAUUUCAAUUUAUGCACUAACAGGAGGAGGUAUUGUUGUUUACUGUAGGGAUGUCCUGAUACUGGUCUAAACUGUUGGAUCAGACUCCACCAGGGAGUUUUAUAUCAAUCAGAGAUCAGAAUGUGAAUCUCCCUCAAUCACUUGCCUCACUUGUCACGACUAUCAGUGGGACACAAACAUGAAGGUAACUUGGCAAAGGACAAGUUGAAGGCAAGAUAAUCGGGACAUCUGUGUGAAACUCUGGCUUACAGUUAAACAGGAACACAUGUGCUUAGUCAGCCAUAUUCCAGCUUUACGGCAGCCUACAGUAACUUUUCAGGGACAAAGCAUGAACACAUGGCGGUCUGUUUCAUCAGCAUUAACAACCCAGUGGCUGAAAUAUUGAAGGUGUGGAAAUAUAUUCAACUAGAACUCUCAAACAGUCUAACAGCACUUGCAAUAUGAGAAAUAUGUUUGAUAAGACGGAUAAUAUGACCGAUUAGAUACAACAUCUCCUAAAACCUGAACAUCCAACAGUAUCUUCAAUAUUCACUGAAGCCGUAGAGGAAAAGGUUGCUCUAAACUUUAAAAGAAAGGAUAAGUCUACCAGAGAGAUCAACAAGGGCUAAUGAGUAAAGGUGAUUGAAUUCAUUGUUUUGCCGAGUCCAUUUCUUUUGCAGAUGUGUCGCUCUUUUUAAUUUUAGCAAAUUCAAGAAUCAGACUCUGGACUCAAUAUCAGCAGAUAAUAGAAAUGAAAAAUUUGGAUCAGGUUUCGGAGUCAAAAAUACUGAUCAGGUCAUCCUUAACGUCUUUCUCUGAUCACCUGCUUCAGUAUGUAGACUAACACUACAUAUGUAAAAGUGCAGAGCGAGGGGAUAUCAUCAUUGGUAAGAAAUGGUAAUUUCAUACAGAAAUUUAGCCCACAUUAGCAAAAUGGAUAAACCAAAAUCAGAACCUCCACUUCUGAGCCAAUCAGAGCACAGCAGGCAUGACAGCAGCGAUCCAAUCAGAGCAAAGCUUAUUAACAUAAAUGUUACUGAGCCAAAGGCAGUUUGGUUUCCUGUAAGGUUUUUUAGGCAUACUAAAACGGUUUGAAACAAAUCAUCAAAUAACUUUUCAGCUAAAAUUAUGUUGCAAACAUGAUCAGAGGACAGCAAGGAUUAUGAAAAAAUGAUUGAAAUGGGUAUGAAAUUUUGGUGGCAGGUCCUCUUUAAGAGAGAAACGAACAAAUCACUUCGGGAAGUGAUUUGGUUCAGUACAUUCACUUAAAAGAUUUGAUUCUUUUGAACGAAUCGUUUGCGAACGACACAACAUUAGUAUGAGGUGGAAUUGUGAGCAGGUGUACCUCGGCUUCUGGCCUCCAGUUCCUUCUCCAUGAGUUCUUUUGGCGAAGGAAACUCGCUGAGCUUCACCUUUGUCAUGGUGUCAUUCUGACCGACUGUACUGAUCACCUCUGGAUCUUUCUCCUGGCUGUCCUCAGUCUGAACGUGAAUCCAGGGGAUUUUUCUUUGGAUGGUGAAGCAGAAAAGAAACUGUGUGAGGUUUACUCUACAAAGGAAAACAUCUAGAUCUCAGUGAAGUCCAAA